Podarcis lilfordi (Lilford's wall lizard) is the source of this 54613-nucleotide messenger RNA. Lineage: Eukaryota; Metazoa; Chordata; Lepidosauria; Squamata; Lacertidae. The record is from the annotation of a GenBank genome assembly.
GGGACCAACAAAAUGGCGGCGGCGGCGCGCCGUUGAUUCAAACGCAGCGCGCGGGGCGGCGGUGGUGGGAGGCGGCCUCCCGGCGGGGUUCACUGCGCCUGCGCCCCGCGAUUCAAGAUGGCGGACAGUGCGGAACUAAAGGUAAAGGCGCAGUUUCAAGCCGCCCCCCCUCCCCUCUUCCUCCCCCCCCCCGCCUCACCGCCGCGGCUCUUCUCUACUCCCGGGCCCCCCUCCUCCUCCCCGCAGCAGGCCUGGCCCGGCGGCCGGGCGACCCAGUGGAGGAGCUCAGGGAGGGAGGGAAGGCUGGCUGGCUGGCUGGCGGCGAUCCGGGUGUGUGUGAGAGGAGAGGGAAGAGAGGCGCUGAGGGAGGGACGGAGGGAGAAGUGAGGUGGGGGGGAGCGCCUUUUGGCUCACCCAUUGAACUGAGUUUGCCUCCCCCCGUAUGUCCUCCCUUGCUUUUCUUAUCAGCCCCCACCCUAGGAAGCGAGUCCGCUCGAGUCUACUUUCCCUCCGAGGUGCUUUUCUCUCAACCCUCCGCCCUGCGAGGUUGGCCAGGGCUGAGGAGGAGAGGAGACCUCGUUCUGCUGCCCAAGUUGUGGGCGACUCUUCUCUCUCCCCACACCUGCAUCAGAUCAGCCUCUCUCUCUCUCCCUCUCUCUCUCUUGCUCCUCCACCUUGAGCUGGCUCAGUGGGUCCUCGCCCCCUUGAAGGCCACAAUUUGAGGAGUGCAGAGUAGGUUAUGUGCGUCUCCUCCCUCCCCAUCUCAAGAGGAAAAUAAUCUAAAAAUGGGGUCCCGCGCAAAGCUGCCCCUUCUUCUUUGACAAAGAUGAUCGUCCUAUUCGCCUACGUGGAACGGAGUUUGUCCAGAAUCUGGCUUCUUUUACCUACCCAGCUUUUGCCCCCCUCUUUUCUGCCCCUCUUGCAUAGGUUUCUUCAACUGCGCAAAGGGCAGAGAACAAGGAGGAAAAUGUGUCUUUCCCUAAUCGUUUUAUCCCGAAGUUUUGACAGCUCUCCCUGACUUUUAAAUGCUUAGUAUUUGCCAGUGGCAGAGAAGGGUGCCUGAAAGGAGUGGAAACUGAGAGACCCCCUCCCCAAACUUUCACUUUCAAAGGGUGGAAACUGGUUUUGUAGUAGAUCCUUUUGAUGUUGGUGUUCAUUCACAUUUCCUUUUUUUGUAAUCCUUCACCUGGAUUGCAAAGGUUUUAUUACUCCAUCCAAAGAUGCUAGUGCAGUAGGCAGGGAACACAAAUUAUGGGUGUGUGAGCAACAGCUGCCUUUCAGAGGAAGUAAAUAAAACUAUAAGCAUGUGUGCAUGCAUUUUUUCUACUUCCCAAGAGGUUUGUUAAACCUACAUUUUAUUUGAAAUCAUAGAUGAAAUGAUCAAGGGCUUAUUUUAAUGGGAGUAAGAAACUGAAUAGAAACUUUGGCUGUAUUUAGAUCCUUAAGCUCAUGUGAUGGAGAGGGCUUUUUUUUUUUUUUUUAAAGAUAUUUAUUAAAGUUUCACAAAAAUACAGAAAACAAAGAAAAAAGUAUAAAUUACAGCAAAAAAGUAUGUGAUGGAGAGGGCUUUUUAGCUCAUUUCCUGAGAAGAAAUUCUCUCAUGUUGAAAUCUAAAGCGCUCUGAACUCUCUAGAGGGAUAGUAGAUAGGAGGAAACUCCCACCACCUUGGUUUCCUGUUUUAAAGUGAGAGGAAACCAAAAGUGCUGAAUCUCAAUUGCUCUUCCCUCUUAUACACUGCUAUUUUCUUAGUCUAGUCUCCAUGCAUGACAGCUAGAGAAAAAGAGUGAGUUUAAAAAUAUCUGAGAUGAUUUUGCAGCCAAUCCUUCAUCCGAAUAAAGUGUGUGUGUGAGGUAGUAUAUAUAUAUUAAAAGCCUUUUCUGAAAGUCUUGAAAUGCCCUACUGGCUAAAUGAGUGAGGUUUGAUAUGGCUGCUACAAUUCUAGUUGCUUGCUGUGAUUCCCCAGGGGGUAUUAUAGUAAUAGAUCAUAAUUUCCUUUUUUUAGUCCUCAACAUACCCACCCUUGGUAAACACAAAGGAUUGUUUUUUAAAUAAAAAGUAUUUAGUAUAUUUCUUAAUCUGUUUUGAAGACUUGCCUGUUUACAUACUAUAAAAUUCAACAAUGAUUACAAUAGUCACAUGUUAAAUAUUGAAUAACAAAAUGUGUCUAGGUUGAGUGGGGGUGUUUAUUUUCCCUACAUACUGUAGACUUUUAUAAUCACGAUGUCUUUGUAAGCAAAAUAGAAGCCACAUGUUUAAUACGUUUUUAUAGAUAAUAUGUCAAAAUGCAUGUCAAAUGCUUUCCAGUUAAAAUUCAUUUACCAAGGGAUUAUUUUGUUUACAGUGUCUCUCAAUGUCUUAAUGCUUUUGGAAAUCACACAUGUUGCUUUUAUGGCUUUUUUAUCCUGGCCUUUCAGAAAGGUUCUUUGCUCCUUUGGGACAUGUGUACACAGUGAUGGCAGCUCUCUUUGUGAGGUGAAGAUGAAUGGAUCCUGUUUAUAACCUCCAUUGCCUUUUGUGUUUGGGGUGUGUGUGUGUGGAAUCUUGCUGCAGUAGGAGACUUAAGGAAGCCUAGUGCCCAUUUCUGCAGGCAGCUUGUUGUAAAGCAUAAAAAGGUUUAUCUGUUUUCCUUCACACUUGGGGUUGCUUCAUUAAUCUUAGUGCAGUAAAUACAGCAAGGUAUUGGUAACAGACUCUUAUUGGCUAGGAUGCUACAUUUAUUAGGUAGUUGUUUUAAGCUUUGUUGAUCUGGGUGGCAAAAGAUUUCCACCUCAAUCUUUUACCUCUUCCUUCAAUGCCUCUCUGGAGAGAGGGAAUACAUACAUGUGUGUGCAAUUCCUCCUCAUGAGAGCUUGAUAAAAUUACUUGAUGAAUUACUAGAUUGUGUUUUUUAAAUAGAUGCCAUUGUCGGAGGCAGCAUGCCUCUAAAUAUCAUCUGCUGGUAAUCGCUAACAGGGAGAGUGCUGAUGCUCUCAGCUUCCCAUAGUCAUCUGGAUGGCCACUGUGGGAACAAGCUGCUCCGCUAGAUGGGCCUUUGGCCUGAUACAGCAGGGCUCUUCCUAUGUUUCUUUUUAAAAACUGGAAUUUUAUGUUGGUCUACUUUGGCUGCCCUCUAUCUAACCUCCAGUUCCUAUCUGAGUAGGCAAGUUUUUGUCCCCUCCCUCUAAUAGCUUUUCAAUGCAUAUGCUAACUUUCCUUUCUCCCGAUAAUGCUUUAUUGCUUAUUACCCUUGCUUUCCCAAAAAUCAGCAUAAGGAAACUGAGAUAGUUCUUCUCAAUUUUCUGUCCUUACUGGUUUGUAGCCAGAAAUGUGAAACUGACUUGUUUCAUCAAUCAUGUCCAUUUGUUUCUUUUGGAGAGGUGGGCAGGGGUGACCCGCAGGCAUGGCAUGAUGAAGGUUGCAGGCUUAAAAAAAUGCCUUCUGUUUUGUUAUCGAGGACAAUCCUUUGUUUAGAUAAAGCAACUUUUAUUUACUUAAGAGGUUCUUUGUAAGUUAGCAGUCAAAUUGCUGGGCAAAAUAUUUUGCCUUUUGAAAUUUAUAUUAAGUUUCCUGCUUACCUGUGUUUGACAUAUUCUUAACCAAAAAUUGAAGUUCUGUGACACAGGAAAUGUCCAGUCCUUCUGCUUCCUGAGUUAUGGGAAGAGUAAAGGUUAGUUUGUAGAUCUUGUGAAAAACCCUACUUCAGGUGUUAGAUGGGGCAAAUGCUUUAUUGAGGGGUGGCAAGAAGGGGUUACGGCUCACUGUAAAUUGUCAUAGAACCAUGACCACAGUUUCAAGUAUUUAAUAUUUUCAAGGAUGCUCACAAAGAAAGUAGGCAGGGGAGACUUUCCAUCUUUUAUGGCUUUCCAAGCCCUGUUGGAUUGCUUUGAUACCAAGCAAAUAUCCCCCACUGUAACUUGAAUAAUUAUUUCUGCUAACAUUUGUGUGCAGUCUAAAUUGAAAUAUUUUGUCCGCCUCUUGUUAGUAUUCUUAACAAGUAAGAUAAAUACAGGCAUUAAAAUAAAUAAUCCUGGCUUGGAUUCAGAGUAAGUUGGUUGCACUUAGUACUCAUUGAAAGCAGUGGGAUUUAAAUGGGGGCAUAACUAACUUAUCCCAUUGAUUUCAGUGGAACCUAAGUUUAGGUAACUUCAGUGUGGAUCCAGCCCAUUGUGUGUAAAACUGUCACUAAAAGCUGUUAAAUUACAGGGAGAUGUGUUCUUCUGUUUUGCUUUGUAUUUUCUUAGUAAACAUAAGAGCUGCCUCUUUUUGAAUGUUGUAUUCAAACUAAAACAUUCUGAGGCAUUAAAUAGCUUGAGUGCCAGAUAGUCAGAAUUUUUCUUCUGUCAUUGAAAAUUUCCUGUGUCUUAAUAUAUCAUCUAGUUACUUUUUAAAAUCAAACAGGUUCUGAAAACAUUGGUUCCUUACCCAGCAUUGUUCUUUUUUAGAGGGUUGUGAAUUCCCCAGUUCCUUAUUCUUAUUCACCUAUGAGAUUUUGUGUGUGUGAUGAUAUAAUAGCUCAUAUUAAGAACAUAAAAUGAGCCUGCUAGAUCCGGCUGGUGGCCCAUCUGUAUCACAGUGGCCACAGGAUGCCUGUGGGAAUCUUCAAGCAGGACCCGAGCACAAGAGCAACCUGGUUUUCAGAAGCACACCAUCUUGGCUAUUAGCCAUUGAUAGUCUUCUCCUCCAUGAAUUUGUCCAAUCCUUUUUUUAAAGCUUUACAGAUGAGUGGCCAUCAUUGCUUCCCAAGGGAGUGAGUCCCGCAGUUUAUGCAUUAUGUCAGAGCUUUCCAAAUUUUUCAUGUUGGUUACACACUUUUUAGACAUGCAUCAUUUUGCGACUCAGUAAUUCAGUUUUCCUAGCAAACCGGACGUUAAACUAACCCCUUUCCAGCCCCGGGAGGAGCACGGGGAGCUUUCGUGUGACACCUACACACUGCAGCCAACACAGUAACAUGUCGUGACACACAGUUUGGAAAGCUCUGCACUAAGUGAUGGGGAAGCAUAUAAAUAAACAGCUAGUUCUGGAGUAGUAUGUUGUGUGAUCUUUGUGUGAAUGUCUUCAUUACACAGUUCUAGGUUUUCAUAACAUUUACAUAUAGAUCAGAGUUUAAUUAUUUCUAAAAUUGUCAUUGUUGAUGCUGUCUUCUGAACGGAUGUCAAAAGUGCAUAUUGAGAGGCUUCCGUCUUUACACUCUCAUUUUAAAGGAGUGCCUUUGGGAACUGGAAAGAUCCUUGAAGUGUUUCUUGUUAGUUAUGUUUCCUAAUUUUAAGGAGUGAUGGUGAUGGAAGCUAAAGAAAGAUUUUGAAUUAAAAUAUCUAGUCAUGUGUUCUUCUGUACAGGUGAAUUUAUGAAUGUAAAUCUCUCAGUUGAAAUCAAAUACUAGGCUUGUUGGAUGUGAGGAAACUGCUAACAAGCAAGGUACUUAGUAUUUUUAGAUGAUAGUAAUAAUGAAGAUUAGGUCUCCAAGGAUGGAGAAACUUCAUAAUAGCGCUAGCAAAAUAGCCAAAUAAGCAGAAGCCACCAUUUUCAGCUUUUAGUUAUAAUUUUGCUCAAACCAUUUCCAUUGAAGAUCUAUCUAAAUCUCAGUGUUGGAUACAAACAGAAUAAUUUCACAAUUCAAAUUGUUUUAAUGAGCAGCCCUUACCAUGCACCUUCCUAUUUACAGUUUUUCUUCUUGUAUAAUCCACAGUGUUUCUUCAAUGCGCUUUGAGAAGUCAUCUAUACAUUUUUAUUUCUUCAUGCUGAAGCUGCAAAGAUCAAAUAAGCAGCUGUGCAUCACUGUAAAAAUAAUAAUCCAGCUCAUGGUACUUAAGUAUGUUUGCCAAUAAAAAUUAGAUUGCAAAUUUCAUGCACACAUAAAUAUGAAUAGUGUAUGCAUACUUGUUUGUGAAGGGUUUUAUACUUCAUUAGGAGUUCUCAUCAGUUAUAUUUACAGGGAUAUGGGGUGGAAUUUUUAUUCAUGGAUACAUUAGUAACUAUUUUCUAAUAAAGACUGGAAAUUCUUUUUUAAAGUAACUUCAUUGGCUUAAAGGUAUUGCAUAUAGACAGAAAAUGUCAGUGGUGGUUGCUGAAGGAGGCAUGAGUCAUUUGUAACCAUUAGGUUGGUAUUAUUUUAACAUUUAUUUAAAGCAAUUUUCAGAUGUGGUGCAGAACAGAAAUAAGCACUCUCAGUCCUAAAUGCAUUGCGUGAAGUAAGCUGUAUGGAUGUCAAUUGUGCCUGCUUCUGGGCAAGGCCUUUAGGAUUAGGGCAUAUUUUGGAUAGAUGGAAGGUGAUGGGAGAUGAUGGGGUUUGAUAAAAGCACAGAGUGAAUAGUAGAAACUGCAGAACAGAUGAAACUGGUAGUCUUGGAAAGACGAGGAAGUGAUGCAUUGGUUGAAAGGGAUUGUGUUGGAAAAGGAAAAUGGAGCAGCAGAUUUCAUGGAGAGGAGGCGCUGCAAAGGGGACGGACGAAGAAUGAGAAGGUUUGGUUUAAGUACAGAGCAUAGCAGUCUAAACAAGGAUGAUUGAGAGGUUGGAAGUCACACGGUAAUCAACUGGGAGCCAGUGUAGAUACUUUGGGUACAUGUGCGGUUGAGAGUGAGUCAGUCUUAAUGAGUUUCCAGAAGUAAUCUUAGGCAUUAUAUUUUUUAAAUUACAAACGUUGAAAUUUUUAAAAACAAUUACCAAGCAUAAAGUCGAAACAAAAUAAAAAAGUUCCUUCUAGUAGCACCUUAGAGACCAACUAAGUUUGUUAUUGGUAUGAGCUUUCGUGUGCAUGCACACUUCUUCAGAUACCUGAAUGCAUGCACACAAAAGCUCAUACCAAUAACAAACUUAGUUGGUCUCUAAGGUGCUACUGGAAGGAACCUUUUUAUUUAUUUUUACUACGGCAGACCAGCAUGGCUACCUACCUGUAACUAAAGCAUAAAGUGUUAUCUUCCAGGACAAAUGCAUGUACAGGUGUUAAAUCUUGUGUGCAGUCAUCUGCAUGGCAUCAAAACACUUGGGAAAUGUUUUACAUUACAGAUUAAGCUCACACACACAGGGUAUACUUCAAUCUAGAGCAUUAAAAUAAUUUCUCCAUAGUGCCUACUAUGACAAGAGAUGGGAGAUUAUUGUACUAUAGUUAAUAUAAAUAGAGACCAUAUCGAGUUAAACCCAUCUUUCUUUGUUAUUCCUCUUAUCACCCUCUGAUGGUGAGUUAAGUGCUCCAUUAUACUUACGAUCAUGCUUAGAUUCUCACAGAAUCACAAUUCCCAGAAUUCCUUACAAACGUGUAAAACACAGGAAAGUAGGUAGACCUUCUUGGCUGUGAGUCCUGGAGGACCUGUUCCCUGCCUUGCAUGCCUUUUCUACCUGGCCUGGGAGGGUGGGGCCCUGACUGACUCCAGUUACGAAAGCUGAAGGAUGUCCAGAGCACUGUUUAGUCCUGUUGCGUUGGAUGAGUUUCAGUUAAUAAGGCUCAAGGGUGUGGACAAUGUGCUUGGAUCAGUCAGGGCGACCACUUGCAUUCUGGAUCCUUGUCCCUCUUGGCUGAUAAAAACUUGCAGGGAGGGGACAGGUGACUGGGCCAGGGGAGGUGAUUAAUAACUCAAAACCUUGCCAGCUGUUUUGUGACAUUUUGUAGUUGGUCCUAAUAAAAUUGGGUUUUUAAUAUUUGCAUGCUACAAACAUGCUGUGCCACAGGAGUGACAGGAGAGGGUUCUAGAGGCAUUUUGAAUCAAUUGAAGAGCACUGACCAAGUAGGAAGGCUUCCUGUACAACAAGAGAUGUAAAAUUUAUGGAAAUCUUGAAGCUAUGGGAAAAAUGGUAAAUUUAUGGAAAAAAUAAAAAAUGCAAUACUUUUUAAAAGUACUCUUUACAUAUUGAAAAUCCCAAGUUUUCAUUACAAAUGAAGCUACAAACUGCUGAAUCGUAAGGAACCUAGCAUAUCUUUGGUUUUGCCAGUUUAUGAGGAGCAGGCAAAAACAGUAAAAACAGAAAUCAACAUUAUAGUAUAGUAAAACAAAUGAUAAUUUAUUCUGAAAAUUAUUUGUAUUUUCUAGUCCUCUACAGUAUCAAGCAGACAUAAUGCACUUAUUUCCAUAAAAAGAUCUGAAAAAAGAAAGAAGGGGGAACAGAACUAAACACUACAUGAAAUUUAAUCAGUCUCUUUCUUAGCUAUCACUAUCUGUUUCUGUUUCUCUGUCUUUGUCACCAUAUUUAUCAUGGACCUCUAGAAACUGAAGAUUUACACAGAUUGAAGCAAGCCUAUACCCUUUCACAUGCCAAUUUAGUUCUUGAUUUCCUGUGAGUAUUUCUGACCACAGACAAGUUACUUUCACAUGCUGCAGAGAAUGGAGGAAUCUGAAGUAGGUAAGUAUGGUGGCAAAGCCCUUGUCACCAUAUUGCGGAAACAAUAUGCUUGGCAGAAUCUCAGAUUGCAUUCCUUGGCCAAAUACCUGAACAUGUUCUAUACUCUGUAACUUUUGAAAGGAAGGACUAAAAUAUGCUACAGUGGCGACUUCCGGGUUAGCGCCUCCGACAAUGGCGGAAUUCCUCUGAUCGGGAGGAAUCCGCUCCGUGGAAAUUAGGGUCUGGCCGCCACGGCGAAGGUGGAGACCCACUAAAAACCACAGGCAGGAGAAGCUUGUGGACGUGGGAUUUGGCUGGCACCUUUCGCGCCUCCCCUACUUGCGGGGAAACCCGGUUUCGGGGAUCCGGAGCGACGUGGGGUGAGUGGUGCGGUGCUUUGAAUGGACUGCUUCUUUCACGGAGUGAAGCCGCAAUGCUGUUGCCGGAGAGCGCUGACUUUUUCCUGUGGACAAUUUGAUCUUAAAACAACUACCCGUGAGUAGAACGGAAAAUUGGAUUUUUAAACGUCUUAAUUUGGCACCGAAACGGGGAGGUUUCAAACAGGAAGUCCGCCUCCCCCUUUUGUAAAUAGAUUGAAGCAAAGAGGCUGCAAGCUAAAGCCUUGGAAAGUCUCUUAUAAAGGAUUAAACUUCCAUCGGUUAAACCAUCAAACCCCCCUUGGAAGCAGGAGAAGAGGGGGGAAAUUUAAGAUCGCGUAAGCCUGCAGGAGAGAGUGAAGAAAGUUAAAUUACCACCGCUCUGAACCUGGAAACGGGCUGCUAGUAAGAUUGAAGUUUCGGAUAUGCUCAUUGACUGUGAAUGGAUCGUCUGCUGACAGUAAGUUAAAGAAGAGAAAUACAUUGUUUCCAUUGUCUCCCUCUGCGUUUAAAAAGGAGUAAAAGUAACUGAAAAUUGAAACUAAUUUUAUAGUUUGAACUGUGCUUAAAAGGAUUGAUACAAAUAGAAAUUGUUUCCCCCUAGAGGAAGCCUUUGAAAUUGUUACAAGAGUUGAGCUGGGGGAAUUUUCCAUCUGCAAGAUAAGACUGUGAGAAUCUGGGAUUGACCUUGAAUUGUUGGGAAUGUUGACAGAAGAAGCCUUAGUGGUUGCAUUUUGUAAGAUUAAUGAUGCACUGGAACAGCUUUGUAGGAAGACGGAUGUGAGGACUAUAAAAGUUGAUAACUUGGAACAAAAAGUGACUAAUUUGGCACAAAAAGUCAAUAUUAAUACAGAAAUUAUUCAGGAAUCGAUACAGGGAUCUAUUUUGACAUGGCAAAUUGAGGAGAAGGCGGGGGAGAAAGUUUUUGCUGUGGAAUCUAAAGUGGCACAAGUGGUGAUGGAGAGAGCUCCAGCUUUACAGUUGCAAUUUGAUGAUUAUAAGUUGAUGCCUUCCAAGACUGAAUCUAGAGAAAGUCAGACUUUUAGGAUUGGAACCCCGCUUGGACUGGAGAAAGAAAGUUGGAUAGAUCCCCGCAUGCAGGGGUUUAUUGACCUUUGGGACCUGGACUUGGGUCAGGAGGAGACUGGAGGUGUGGGGACUGCCAGACUUGGAGGAACUUUGAAACACGACUGGAAAUAUCUUUUGAAUUUCAGUUCUAAUUAUGGAGAUUUGGCUGACUUGUCGAGAAGGAAUAAAAACAUUGCUAGAUGGGAAUUUCCCGGAGAUUUACUUUUCAGCAUCAAAGGAAGGAAAAUAAGAACAAGAUCAGGAAAAGACAAAGUAAAGUGCAUGUAUAAACAUGAAGAAGACUUGCAGAAGGGACCUGGAAAAGAGUUAAGAGCCUCGGACAGAAGAUCACCAGGUUGAUGGGCUAUAUGGAAUUGACGGAAAUGACUGGUAGAACCCGAGACCAGGGAGAAGAGAUGGUGGAAGAAUAUUGGAAAAAGUUUAAAAUCUAUAUAUGGAAAUAAUGUAAAAUUAAUGAGUGUUAGAAAAAUGUUGGAAUGGAAUUAUACGGCUUUAGUAGAAAUAUUUUAAGGAAUUAAGUAUAAAUAAGUAUUAUAGUAUUAAUAGAAAAUAAGAUUAAAAUAUGUUAAGAUAAUUACAUGACAGAAAAUAGAGAAAGAUGGAAAGGAUUUGCUGAAACAAUUAAUAGAAAUAGAAUACAAAAAGGGAGGUGAGAGGAGGUCGAUGAAACAAGGGAAUGAAAGAGAGGAUAUUGGGACGGUAUGAUGUGUGUUUUUUUGAAUUGUUUUUGCUUUUGUUUUGUUUAAUGUGUUAAUGUUAAUGUUGCGUUUUGUAUUGUUUAUAUAUUGUAUUGUAUUGUUUUCUUUUUUGCUUUUAUUCUUCUUUUCUUUUCUUCUUUUCUUUUUUCUUUUCUUUUCUUCUGUUUGUAAGGUUUAAAAGUAAUAAAUAUUUUUUUUUAAAAAAUAAAAUUAAAUAUGCUACAGUGCCACUCUUCAAGUUAAGGGCCAAAAGCCUGGAGAAAAAGAAAAGCCUUAUUCUAGCAGUGGCACCAAAACAUAAAUAGCGUGUUCCUCCCUGGGGAGAGCAGUGCACAAAUGGGGGGCCACAACUGAAAGGACCUGACCUCAUGUUUCCAGCCUCCUGUUGGAAAGACUUUGGAUAAUAACCACAGGGUUCUGGUCCACAAAAAAGGCAUCGUUUGACUGGAUGUCAGUUCCUCCCCUUCCUUUGAGGGAAGUUCAUUUGUCUGUCUUGCUUGAGAUUGUGAAUGUUCAAUCAUACUGAUUUAUGAUUAUUUUUUGUUGCAUUUGGAUACUUACUUUAUCUUUGCACAAUUUUUGGUAGUAGGAUUUAGUUUUUGCCGGCGGGGCAAUGACAAAACACCUAAAGCUGAAAUAUUUAAUUGACUUGUCUUCUGAGAGAGCAGUCCAGUUCCUGUCCUGAUAAGCAUCUCUUGUAAUCCCCAUUGACUGAGCACCAUCAGUGUAUUUUACUGUGUAUUUUGCACUCUUGCUAGGAAACAAUACUUAGCAUUUUUCUUUUUGGAAAAGAAAGAACAAGUGAAAGUUUCAAGAACAUCAGGCUCCCAGGCAAAGGCUUCUAGGUGGGAGAAGAUUAUGUUUGUCUCCUCUGCAAUAUUAGCCGCUGGGUUUAUUUUCUUUGUCAGAUUCUUUACUAUUCACCUUUGAAGAAGUGCUGCAUUGCUUUCUAGGCCUUUGGCUGCACUGAGAUUUGUUAGAAGGCUCCAGGGCAUGUGGAUGUAUAGAACAGAAUUCUUUCCAGAUGACGAUGGCUUUAAUGGGUUAUAGGCGUCAUAUAGAUAAGGGAGAACCUAAAUGUAUUUCAAGGGGCUCAUGCAAUUUCCAUCCAGAUGUUGGACAAUACAUACUCCUUUUGUGAAGGGUAGUAUUAAAUCUUUGCAGGGCAAUUGUUUCUGAAGAGAGGUAAAGGUAUAGAAAAAAGCGAACCUCAAAAUGAGGUUUCAUAACAGUAGGGAGGGGAAUAAUCUUAAUUGCCAACAAAACUUACAGCCUAGCAUUGUCAGGCAGGUUCAGGUCACAGAAUUUAAAUUUUGUCAUAACUGACAGUUUCCCUUUAAACAGUUACAAUGCUUGUGAACAUUCUGUGGCAUUAAACCAGCCCAUCCAGUUGAAAAUGGGGUGAGAGAUGGUUGGCAACCAAUUAAGAGUGAUUUUCCCUAUACAGUCUAGAAAAACUGGGUCAAGAACUUGUCAGUAUGCUUCUGGAAACUUAGCUGGGACUUUGUCAAUCCUUGAGUGAUGUUUUUCUAGCUGUCCACAUCAUCAGUCAGUUUAGAAAAUGAAAAAAUUCUCAUCCACAAAUGGAGGUAGGUUAUGUAAUAAUGCAACAUUUGUUAUGUAGCAGACUAAUCAAUCUAUUGACCAGUAUAAUAAGUUGCGGUGUAUGUUGUUAGGCUUCUGUUUCUCUGAAGAGACAAGCACCUUCACUGAGAUAGAUUUACUUGAUAGUAAGUUCCACUCAAACAAAAUGAAAUUCCACAAAGUGUGUGUAGAACUGCAGUGAUGAUUGCAGUAGUAAGCUGGCCUUCCAAUCUGCCUGAUGGAUGUAAACUCACUGUAGCUUGAAUGUCCAUAUGCAUUUGCACCAACAGAAGUUGAUCCAAAUGAAAACAGCAUUUUAAUUUGCAGUGGUUCUUGAUCUGAUGUUUUGAGGGACACCAAGGCAACAGCUGUUUGUUCAUCUGUCACAUACUAUUUUCCUAAACGUCAGGCGUAUCCCUUACUUCUAAGUUGUAUUUUUAAACUAUGGGUAUGAGAUUAAAAUAUUGUGAGGGGUACAGUAUAUUGAUGACCACUACAAAGGACCCUCGCUGCAUGUUAGAAAGGGUGCAUGCUGGAUAAUGAGGCUGGAAAGAAAUAUUGAUGAGCUGUUUCACUGAAAUACCUUUUAUCACUUAUACUGAAUGAGGUUGGGGUCUGGCAGGGGAGGCUAGGGAAUGUAUAAUUCAGCCACCUAUAAGCAGUUUUGCUUGUGCGUUCCCCCUUUAUUUCCUGCUCCAGAUGCAUUGCUCAAAACCAUACAAGGCUAUUCAUUUCCCCUCCUCAAGAAAACUGGACCAAAUCUCUGUAGGGUAACAUUUUAAAGUGUUUUGCACUCAUUUCAGAAGCACUAAUUAGCACUGCUAUAGUUGCAGUAAUGGUGAUAACCUGUUGUGUGCUGCUUGUACUUAAAAUCAAGACAUUUUAUGUUGCAACUGAAAAGGCCUUCUAGCCAAAGACCUAAUGAUGGUAGAAAGCCAGCAGAUGCUUACUGGGGUGUGUGGGUGUAUGUACGUUCACUGUCCAGUGUUUUUCCUGCUGAGCAGAGUCACAGGUAUUUUUUAUUUUAUUUAUUAAAUUUGUAUACCAUCCUUCACCUGAAGAUCUCAGGGCAGUUCUCAGUAUGUGGUCAGUGCAAAGAGCUUCUGACUUUUCAUGUUGAGGCCAAGAUGGCUAACUUGGAUAAUUUGAGAGGUAAGGAGAGAUAUAGAUGAGGCUUUCAGGGGUGUGGUGGUGUUCAUUUGAUGUCAAUUUGAUGUCACCUUGUGAGUUUUCUGGGAUGCGGGGUCUUGGGACAGAUGGGAUCAUAAUGAGGAAAAGAGCACAGAUGUCUAAAAAAUGUGCAUCCCUCUGGUGAUGAACUGAUAUCCUCUCACAACAAGGAUGUGCCUCUGAGGGUAAUGCCAUGGGGACUUCCCAUAGGCAUAUGGUUAGCCACUGUGAAAAUAAGAUGCUGUACUGGGUGAGCCACUGGCCUGAUGCAUCAGGUUCUUCUUAUGUUCUUAAUUUUAGAUUAUUUACUUAGGGACCUAGAUUUGUAAUGGGCAUACUAACUGCAAAGUUACUUGUCUGCUUGAUGCAAAGGUCUCAGUUGUCAAAAGUAUUGGGGGGGGAUUUGUACCUAUGCAUGGAUAGUGACUGCAUUGUUGCAGUCCUGGAAGGGAAAAAACAAGUUGUUAGAUAGGAUGGUAAAAUUCAGAUGAUCUAAAACAGUCAGUUUGGUGUAGUGGUUAAGAGCGGUAGACUCAUAAUCUGGUAAACUGGGUUCGCGUCUCCGCUCCUCCACAUGCAGCUGCUGUGUGACCUUGGGCUAGUCACACUUCUCUGAAGUCUCUCAGCCCCACUCACCUCACAGAAUGUUUGUUGUGGGGGAGGAAGGGAAAGGAGAAUGUUAGCUGCUUUGAGACUCCUUAGGGUAGUGAUAAAGCGGGAUAUCAAAUCCAAACUCUUCUGCUUCUUCUUUUGAAGAAAUGAUAUCUGUUCUGCAUGCAAAGUUAGCUAGGCAGGCAAAGCUGGAGAUUUAAGUGUGUGAAUAAGGGAAGGAUGUUGGGAAGAGGGGUUUAGGCUUGUAAGGCAUGGGAACAUUUUGAGACAGGUCAACCUUGUAUAGAAAAUACUCUACUUGUGUGUCUAAACUGUUAUUGUAUGCCAUCAAAAAAAGAAAAAGGCUUCCAUCAGAUCACUGAUGGGAUCUGCACUGAUGUUGGCUCACCAUGGAAGAAAUCCUAAGAUCAUGCUCAAUAGCUCAAUGAACAAUUUGAGGCAGAGUGUUGUGACAGAUAAAAAUGCAAUCUUCAAUACUUAUGCAACUUCCUGUUGCUGCUUUUGCAUUCUAGUUGCUUCCCCAACACACCUCAAGGCCCAAAUAAUUUUUCUCCAGACAGAGGCAUGCUUUUGCUAUGGGAUGAAAUGAUGCAAAUCGCAGAGUGUUCUCAAGAAGUAUUGAAAGCAGAGUUAAACUCUACUCCAGAUUAUUGUAGUCAUGUUUUCCAGUUAAAGCCGAGGGUAGAAUGUCUUCAGCAUUGGGCUCUUAUUUGUAGAUGACAAAAAACUGUGAACUCUUUAUGGGCAUAAAAGGAUCCUUGAUUAUGAAGAAGAGAGUUGUUUUCAGGGUCAGUUUAAAGGCAUUGUUAGCAGUUGUGAGAUUAAGGUCUUUAAAAGUAUUUUGUAUCCUUUCCAAUGAUUCAUUGUCUUCCCACCAAUACCUGCUUACCAUCACUCUGUCUGUAGGGCCUCCUCCAUAUCCUUGCUCUUGACCCUUUGCUCCUCAGUUGUGUCUUUCCCCUCCACCCCCAUUGCCUUGAAUCUGUUGUUGCCAGCUUUAUUUCUUGUCCUCCCGUCUCCCUCCUUAUAGUUCCAUCUGCCCUCCUAAUCCUUAGUGCUGGCUCACAUCCUCUGUAUGCUUCCUGUGCUCUUGCUCAAGAGCAGCUUUGAAUAUCUUUGGCAGAAGUCUGUGUCUGUCACCACUCUGAGUUCCCCCUGCGUGUAGCUCUGCUACCUUCUUGCCAAGCAGAGCUACUUGCCAUCUGGUAGUCUCACAACCCCUGCCCUGGACUUCUUCAUCUUCCUUCCAUAAAAGCUGUUUCCUUCUAGGGAGAAUCCACUUCCCUCUCUGACCCAGGCCCUAACAGUCACCAUGGUCCUCGCCCCACCCUCUUUUCUGCACACCAUCAGUUUCUGUUCCUUAAAUUCUUUCCCUCAGAACAAUCUCUUCCCUUCCACCCAAUAACAUUUCUGUUUCUUUACUUCCCCGUUCCCUCCAGUGUUCUUGAACAAGCAGUUUCUGUUCACUGUCCUGAUUAUCAAUCUUCAAAUUUACUGGGCGCAUCCAGGUAACUUUUUGGAUCCUGGCCAAUGCAUGGCUACAGGUAGCCUCGUGGGCAAGAUGGAGGCCAGACUAGAAAUGCUAAAUGUAAAUAUUGACUUUAUUCUUAAAGAAUUACCAUACACUGCCUCGCAGGGUGGUACACACUUACAAUGCAUUAAGUACAUACUUAUUGAAAAAAAUCUAUCAAACCUUAAAGAGCAUUGCCACUGAGAACUUCACCUAUAUUUGUGUUUCCUUCUUCCAUUUCUCUCUGUAAUGAAGUACGGGUUGUUGGUUUUCAACUAGUAAAGGGACAGCUUUCAUAGUGUUUAUAACCUACAAAGAAAACUAUAUUAAGAUAGCUACCUAAUGGCACUGGACAUCUUGGAAAAAUAAAUAGUGUGGGAAGUGGGAAAUUGUCAUUGUUGGUUUUUGUCAAUACAGUAAUCUUUUCCCCCAUUACAUGUGGUAAGGUAAAGGUAAAGGGACCCCUGACCAUUAGGUCCAGUCGUGACCGACUCUGGGGUUGCGGUGCUCAUCUCGCUUUAUAGGCCGAGGGAGCCGGCGUUUGUCUGCAGACAGCUUCUGGGUCAUGUGGCCAGCAUGACCAAGCUGCUUCUGGCAAAUCAGACCAGCGCAUGGAAACGCCGAUUACCUUCCCGCCGGAGCGGUACCUAUUUAUCUACUUGCACUUUGAUGUGCUUUCGAACCGCUAGGUUGGCAGGAGUCAUAUGUGAUAGAAAUGUCUCAAUGUGGAAAGUUUCUGGUGUUUGCUAACUGUGAUACUUGCAUUUCUUUUAAAUUGAAAUAAUUAUGGAAUAAUAAUUAUAGUUAUGUUAAGUAUUAGUACAGUGGUACCUCAGGUUAAGAACCUAAUUCGUUCUGGAGGUCUGUUCUUAACCUGGAACUGUUCUUAACCUGAGGUACCACUUUAGCUAAUGGGGCCUCCCACUGCUGCCACGCCGCCACCACAUGAUUUCUGUUCUCAUCCUGAAGCAAAGUUCUUAACCCGAGGUACUAUUUCUGGGUUAGCGUAGUCUGUAACCUGAAGCGUCUGUAACCUGAGGUACCACUGUAUACCAAAAGACACGGGUGUUGUGCAUAUUUUCUUCAUAGCAUGGUUAGUGCAUGCCAGAUGGUAAAAGAAUAGGUGAAAACCAAAUAAAGUUGAACAGAUUAGAAAGUAAUGGGAACAACCAGGGAUAAUUAAAGUGAUGGUGAUGAUAAUAAAAAGGAGUAUAAGGAAGUGCUUAAGUGGUUGGGGUCUUGUGGUCAAAUACAUGGAGUUGUAUUUAAUGUGAAGGCAUGGUGUAUAAUAAAAAAGCAGAAUUAUGAUAGAAGUGAAGUUGGAGCGAGUGGGGAGUGUUUGUAUUAGCUUAAACUGUUUGUAAAAGUGAUAUAUUAAGUGUUACUAUAAUAUUAGACAAGCCAUUCUAGUAUUUUCCUUUAUACUUGCUUGCAUUUCCUUUUUUGUACACUUCAGUAAUAAAAUAAUUAAAAAAUUAAGUAAUUUAAAUAACCUGGGUGUCUGUGUCUUUAGAUACAAAGAAAGAGCCAUUAAUGUGCAUCUCAUCUCAUGUGGGAAUUGGAGAAUGGGGGAAAUCAAUGUUGAAACUGGCUCUUUCAAAUUACUUAUGGACUAGUAGACUCCAGUGAUGGUUGCCAAAGUAAUGACAACAUUUCUCCAGCUGAAUGGAAGGGAAUUUGGGAGCAAUCUCUUUUUUAAAUAACAAAAGGAAGAUUAAUCUGACAACCCCUUCUUGACUCCCUUGAAAUAUGUCAUCUUUAUUUUUUGCCUUUUGUCUUGAUUCUUGCAAGCACUUUUAAUUCUCCUCUAGACACUCCACGGUAUACACUAAGACAGUGUCUAAUGCUAAUGUAUUUUUCUGCAAUUACUUGUCUUUAAACUAGGCUAACAAAUAGCAAUGUAAAACAGCUCCCAUCUGCAUGACUAAACACAACACUGGUAAUAAAGAUGGAAAAUGCCAGCAAAGAUGACUUUAUUUUUCUAGCACUGAAAUAAAGAAUACUGUUAAAACCGACAGCCUUGUUUAAUACAAAAAAUAACAAUAAAAUUCUGACAGAAAAUAAAUCUCAAACAUCUUUCACUAGCAUUACUCCCUUUCAUUUCAAUGGGGCUUUCCCCAUGCCUAUAAGACGUGAGGGUAUACAGUGGUACCUUGGGUUACAGACGCCUCAGGUUACAGACUCCGCUAACCCAGAAAUAGUAUCUUGGGUUAAGAACUUUGCUUCAGGAUGAGAACAGAAAUCGUGCGGCGGCAGUGGGAGGCCUCAUUAGCUAGAGUGGUACCUCAGGUUAAGAACAGUUUCAUUUUAAGAAUGGACCUCCAGAAUGAAUUACCGUAUUUUUCGCCCCAUAGGACGCACUCCCCCCCCCCCCAAAAAUGAAGGGGAAAUGUGUGUGCGUCUGAUGGGGCAAAUGCAGGCUUUCGCUGAAGCCUGGAGAGCGAGAGGGGUCCGUGCGCACUGACCCCUCUCACUCUCCAGGCUUCGCGCAGAUCUCCGUAAGCCGUGGGAGCCUGCGCCGGGCUCCCACGGCUUGCGGAGAGUUGCCUGCAUGCCAAAGGCUGGGCGUGCUGAGCUCAUCGCGCCCAGACUUCCCGCAGCUCUCCGCAAGGCGCGGGAGCCCUGCGCUGGGCUCCCGUGGCUUGCGGAGAGUUGCCUGCAUGCCGAAGGCUGGGCGCGGCUUCGCGCAGCUCUCCGUAAGGCGCGGGAGCCCGGCGCUGGGCUCCCACGGCUUGCGGAGAGUUGCCUGUUCUGGGGGCUGGGGUCGGGGGAAGCUCGGGCUUCCCCCGCCCCAGCCCCGCGCCUGGGGGGGGAAAUAAUUACCCCCCCUUUAUUCCCCCCCCCAAAACUAGGUGCGCCUUAUGGGACGGUGCGUCCUAUAGGGCGAAAAAUACGGUAAGUUCUUAACCCGAGGUACUACUGUACAUCCUCACGUCUUAUAGGCAUGGGGAAAGCCCCAUUGAAAUGAAAGGGAGUAAUGCUGUGUAAUUCAUAUGUUCCAUUAAUUUUAAAUGAAGCUUAAAGCAGAAGGGUUGGUGGGUAGAUUGUACUAAAAAGACUGGCCUGAUCCUGAGGCAUACUGAAGACACUGUCUUGGUUGCGGAAUUUGGGGUACAAGUUUUGGAGACAUGUAUUUUUGGGCAACGUGCAUCAGCUCAUUGACUCCAGUCUCUUGGGCUGAUGGCACAAAAGAAAACCAUCAGUUAAAAUCAAUUUCAGCAUAUUUACAAGUGAGCAUAUAGGUCACAUACCUGUUUAAAUAAGAAAUGUCUUUGUUUGCUGGCAGGAAGUCAUUGGAAACAAGACUAGUUGGGCCUACCUUGGCAAGGAGUUCCCAAUCCUGGGAGCAGUCACUGAGAAGGACCUUCCUUGAGUUCCUUCUAAAUUUGUUCCAAUGUUGGAACAAAAAAGAAGGACCUUCCCAAGAAUCUCAGAAAGUGGUCUUUCAGAUAAUUUAGUCCCAUGUUGUAUAAUGCUCCUGUAAGCUGUAUAACAAGAUAGUUGCAUGAUUCCUGUAAUCCAUCAUCAGUCAGUUAUCUGAUUGCUGUAUUCAGAACCCACUGAAGUUGUUUCUGUUUUGUUUUGUAGGAGUUAGUGCUCAAUUCAUCUAGAUUUUGGUCUCUGAAUUUUGCUUACAGUUGCCUUGCUGGAGUUUUAGCUUAUAUUGUUAGGAAAUCAUCAGGAUUGUUCUGUGUGCUGUCAGUGUUACUUUGAUAAUAUUCUAAGGGAAUUAAUGGAUUUCAUUUGUUUUCCUGAUUUACCCGUGGGCUGCUGUUGGACUUUGGUGCUCUGUUUUGGAUCUCCUGUGUGUACGUUGGUAAAAUCCUUCUCUUACACCUCCUUCCUGCCUCCUUCCCUGCGUCAUCCUUGAUAUGUGAGCUAUGAACUAAGACUAGGAGAGAACCAGCCAAAGCUCUGAACAGAUUGGCCUGUUCUGUUCUAGUUUUAUAACUGCAGGCACACUUCAUUGGAUGGAGGAAGAUGAUGUUCUUUGGAAAGGAAGAAAAAUGUGAAUGCUCUGUAUCCCAGCCAUGGUGAUUUGGGGUGGGGGUGGGGCGUUCUCAUUCUGUAUACAAAAUCUGAAAGGAAGAGUCCUUUCCUUUCAGCUACCUGAAUAGUACUUAAAGGUGAAGCUAUGUGAUACAUUUGUUUAUACAUUCCCUCCUCCCUCACAUUAGAACAACCCUUGGCUUUUAGCAUUCCAAAACCAUAAGGUAAAAUGAAGUAAGUUACUGCCUGUCUGUCAAGGACCUGAGUGUCCAUGAAUUUUUCUCUCUCCUGCUUUCCUUUCGCAGUUCUGCAGCAGUUGGAUGAUGAUAGUCUUAUAAUCCCUUCCUAAUGGGAUGCUUCGGUUAUAAUCUUAUAACUGGAAUUUAAGGCAAGUCCAUAUAUAAUAGCCCAGGAUCUCUAUUAUCCUUCAUGAACCAUUUACUGCUGUUCUCAGUGGUCUUAAUAUGAAUCUCAAUUUCCACCAGUUUGUCUUCUAAAACAAUGAAUGAUGGAGCAAAUGUUAGUCAAAUUGGGGGGGGGGGGACAAGUCUUGCUGCAAGUAGGAUUUUUAUUGCAUUGCCCCAUGAUGUUCUCUCUUCAUUCACAGUUACUUCUAUAUUAAAAGUGUAGUACACAGGUGCUUGAAGCAUAUUACUUCCUGGGCUAGCCUUCCCCUCCAGAUGUUUUUAUAAUCCAACUCCUAUCAUACCAGACCAUUAUUAUUUUUUGUUGGCUGGCUCUGAUAGGAACAUCAGUAGGGUAUAAGGUUGAGGAAAAUGUUGGGUAUUUCAGCGCAGGAAGUUAUUUUCCCUUUCUUCCUUCCUUGAUUAACCCCCUUACAUACCAUUUGCCAUGCUGGCUGGGACUGAUGGGAGUUGGAGUUCAGCAUCUGGAGAGCUGCAAGUUCUUAGCCUCUAGCCAUGAACAAGUUGGAGGGAAUGCUGUGCUGCUUAUUCAAAGUUGCACUGCACUGAUCCCAAAGUAACAUCAAUCUCAUCAUGGGCAUUGUGCUUCUUUGUUCUUAUAUGGGCAGCAUUACACAUGUCCUCCUUCCAGACCAAACAGCUAGCAAGGGCGGAAUAUUCCUUAUCUGUGUAUGACAGUUCACUGGCAGCAUCCUGGACACCACAUGCUCUGCUUCUCUAAGAUUGUUCUUUGUGGUUUGGAUAGAGCUAUAUCAGAAUGAUGGCAUCUGCUGUAGCCUCCCUGUCUUGACUGCAACACGUGUUCAAGGCUUUGCAGCGCACUAUGGGCAAGACUCAAUCAGAUUGGGUGUGGGGUAGCCUUCUGAUAAGGUUUUUUUAGGUGUUCCUCCUUCUUUCUACAUUGAAGAAUCUGGAUGGAAGGCUUGUCCUUCUAGCUAUGUUGCAGAAUUUGACAGUUUUAACAAAGUAGUGCCUCUUGAUGGAAACUUUUGGAUGACACAAUGCAACAAUUUAUUGCGCAAGAUAGAAGUUCAUUUUCUCCAAAACAACAUUACACACCUGUGAAGAUUGGCACUGCACAGUUGGAAUACAGUUCCCUUUCCAUGCCCAAUUCUUAGAGAUACAGGAGGAAUAAGAGAACUGAAUAUUUCCCAAUCCAGAUACAGUGGUACCUCGAUUUAUGAACUUAAUCUGUUCCGGAAGUCUGUUCUUAAACCAAAAACCUUUCUUAAACUGAGGCACGCUUUCCCUAAUGAGGCCUCCCGCUGCCGGUGCCCUUCUACCAUUCAAAUUCCGUUCUUAGACCGAGGUAAAGUUCUUAAGCCAAGACACUAUUUCCAGUUUUGCAGAGUUUGUAAACCAAACUGUUCUUAAACCAGACUGUUCUUAAACUGAGGUACCACUGUACUUCUUUUAUUUCCGUGAGCAUCCUCAUAUAAAGUGAUGCUAGAUGACUUGGUCAAUAAAGAAGAUGCACAUGAUUCAUGAGGUGGGGGCUGAAGAAGGCAAGGUUAGGUUCUACAUCUGAUGAGAGUCAUGCCAUGAAUAAUGCAGGCAACCACCACAUGGGAAUUAGUAUAUAAAGUAAUGUGGCCAAACAGGAAAUAUUAGGUUCUUGCUUACAGGCUAAUUGGUAGUCUUUAACUUUAUGAGGUGAUGACAGAGUGUAAACAAACAAUAUUUCAGAUAGAAUGAAAGGACCAGUUGAAACUAUUAGCAUUUUUUUUUACUGAGAAAUGGCUUUCCAUCUCAUUCUCUAGUUUUGCUUCCUCAAAUAUUAUAUUAAAUAUGAUUUUGUGUUUUUAAUAUAUUAUAUAUUUGGUGUUAGCCGCCCUGAGCCCAGUCUCGGCCGGGGAGGGCGGGGUAUAAAUAAAAUGUAUUAUUAUUAUUAAUGUUUCUAGGAAGUUCCAGAAUCUGGGUCCAGUCACUGAGAAAGCCCUCUCCUGUGUCCCCACCAAGCAAAAUAUUUGAAAACAUGUUUUGUGUAUGCCAUAUCACAUAGAAUUGUAGAGUUGGAAGGGUUAUUGGAUCCAACCCCUUGCAUAGGAGGCUCAUCAGCAUUUUGGGCAGUUGGUGUACUUCUCCUUACUUAUUUACAGAACCGAUUUUUUAAAAAGAGCUUUCUUGUGCUCUUUGAAUUUCUUCCAGAGAUUUUGGAUUUGAAUUUUUGGCUAAAUGAAGACGUGAUUCACAGACAAACCAUUUACACUAUAUGCCGCAUUCUGUGAUACUGGGGAGCAGCUUCAUGUUGUCAAUGGCUCCUUGAACAACAGAGAAAUUUAAGGGAUAUCUGAUGGUCCCAGUGAACGCUAGGAAAAAUUCAAAAAAUUGAGGGGCAGACUAUGUACAUAACUGAGGGAAUACUGAAUUUCAAGCUACUACUCAGGAGCUUGGGAGUCUAGGUGCCUUGUGUCGUUUUCUUAACCACCAUGAUCUCUUCCAUAUAAGUCCAAAGUAAACUCUUCUGUUGAGAUUGCUUUAAGAAAAUGAAGGUAGACAGCACAGUCUAUGUUUAGGGAUAUAUUUUACAAUUGUAGUAAUAGUUGUGCUUUAUUCAGUUUCUAGUAGGAAUUAAGUGAGUUUGCUGUAUAAAUCACUUGGUUAUGAUGCUUUAAAAUGUUUCAUUGAGGCUUGUUUUAUCAAGGUGAAUGUGGCAUUCUUGAAUACUUUUUUAGACUUCACAAUCCACAGUUGCUCACUUUUAUUCCUUAGGUUUUAUAUUUUCGUCCAUUUAUUAAGUUUUUUUUUAAGGAUUUGUGUAUCUUGCUGCACAACAUAUAGAAGAAAUGGGGAUAGAUCCUCAAACAAGUUUUUUGGGUCUAAAACACAGGGUAGUUUUAAGUUGAUUUAAAAGCCAGUUUGCUGCCUUUGAGAGUGUAUAACCUUUUGAGCUUAAACUCCCCAAAUUCUGGGCGUGUUAAGUAUACUUUCGUAGAUGGAAAAAUAUUUCAGACUUGUGAGCUCCACCCUUGUUUUUCUGGAAGCCAGUUCUGGAGAUUUAAUAAGGCUCAGCCUGGCCCAAAGAGGUCUAGAUUUUUCAUAUUCAUAGGUGUCAGUAUAAAACUUCUAGGGGCUGGAGCAGAUGUAAUGCAACCAUUUACUUGAGAGUUGCAGGUUAUAUAUUGCGUCAGCAUUCCUCCAGCUCCCAGUUCUUUUGUAGUAACCCUCAGUCUUUUGACAGUUUGGAUGUUGUGCAAAUAUGAUGCAUCAUGCAACCUUGAGGGGGGAGUAUAAUGGAACGAUGGAAAAGUAAUUGUUUGGGAUAUGAGGCUAUACGCUGUGUUAGAUACUGGAAGGAUGGGCAGGAGCUUCUGCAUUAGCCUUGUCUAUUAAGAACAGAAGCACACUAUUUAUUUGUGACAUUUGUAUGCCUCUCCAUAGCAUGAAAUUUUCUGGGUAGCUUGCAAUAAGUAAGUAAAAAGCAACUAAAAUACAAACAAAACAAUUAAGGGGAUGGGGAUGGGGACGGAAACCUACUUUGAUGCAGCGAAAGCACAACAGAACUUGCCACACACCCCAAGUUAAAGACAGAUUUUAAAAUCCCAGAGCUCUAGACAACCUAAAUUAUAAAAAGGCCCAGGUGAACAGAAAAGUCUUCACUUGGCACUGAAAAAACACCCGAAAUGACACCAGGCAAACCUUCCUGGGAAGAAUUUUCCAUAUCAGAGAAAAACCAAUGCUGAAAAGGCUCUCUUCUCCCUGGUGGCUGCCCACCUCGCUUCAUUUGGCACCCAGGGCAGGACCUCUAGAUAUAUUCUUAAGGUUUGGGUAAGUAUAUCUGGAAGAGUGGGAUGUUCUAGGUAGCUUGAUCCCAAGGCACUGAGAAGCUAGAAUGGGUAGAACCAUUUUUAGAGAGGAGGAGAUCUUAGGGCAAAUUGACUUAUGCCUGCAGUAAUGAAAGUGUUUAUCAGGACUUCUGCCUCAAGUUUGAAGAACAUUUACAAUCCACUGUGGAUGGCUGCUUCUCAAACCUCAUCCAAGUUAGUAGGGACAUGGCAUUUCAUUCCAAAAGGGCUUGUAGGGAAGUUGUUUUUUUUCUGCAGCCUCUCAUAUCUGGAACUUUUUCAGAGAACAACUCUGUGGAACCACUCUGUCCCUUCAAACCAAUGUUCAAAGCCCAUCUCUUCUGUUGAGCCUUUGACUUAAGUCUUUAUUCCUCACCCAUAGCCCAAAUGAUGCCUAAAUAUGUGGAAUUGCAUUUUCUUAUGUGUGUUUCUUGUUACCCUGGCCUCUCUCCUCCCUCCUAAAUUAUGUUGUAAAUUCCUUGGGGCAAGGUUCUGUCUUGCUUUGCUUAUUCUGCAAAACACCUUGUACAAUGAUGGUGCGAUAUUAAUAACACUUAUCUUGGCUUUUUGUUUGUCUUCAAGCAAAUGGUGAUGAGCCUCCGAGUUUCUGAGCUGCAAGUACUUCUUGGAUACGCAGGGAGGAACAAGCACGGCCGCAAACACGAACUCCUUACGAAAGCCCUGCAUUUGCUCAAAUCUGGUUGCAGUCCUGCUGUCCAAAUGAAAAUCAAAGAACUGUACAGGCGGCGGUUCCCACAGAAAAUCAUGACCCCUGCAGACUUGUCCAUCCCCAGCGUCCACUCAAGCUCCAUAUCUGGUACUUUGUCACCAUCUACCAUUCCACAGCUUGCUUAUGACAGCCACCCUGCAACAUCACCUUUGCUCCCUGUUUCUCUCAUGGGACCUAAACAUGAACUGGAACUGCCCCACCUUACCUCAGCACUCCAUCCUGUCCAUCCAGACAUAAAGCUUCAGAAAUUACCCUUUUACGACUUGUUGGACGAACUGAUAAAGCCAACCAGCCUAGGUAAGGACUCACCUCUUUGCCCUGCCUUUGGCACUUGAGAUGUGUAUUUUAGGACCCACCCUAUGCUUCUAAUUGUCAUUUGUUCUAAACGGUGUUUAAUGUUAAAUUUUUAAUUGUUGUGACCCACCCUGGUGGUGAAGAGCAGGUAAUAAAUCAUAUUAAUAAUAAACAAUGAUUGUUACUUUUUACAAAUGCCCUCAUUGUGCAUGGGGGUAUAGGCAAUAAAUACAAGGUCAUUAAGCUAUACUUUUCCUUCCUUGGGAAUGCUGGUGCAUAGGUCUGUCGGUUGCCUUAUCCAGUCUUUGUCUUAAUCAUUUGCUAAUGGGAGGGGUGGGGCGGAUGGCCCAUUGCAAAAAGUUUAAUCUGCAGGCAAACAAGAGGGAAAUAAGGUUACAGAUAUUGCCAGCAUAUGUAAUUAAAUGUCUUGAAGCUACUAUGGGUGUAGCCCACAGUUUUGUCAAACAUUUCACCCAGAGAUUGUUUGAAGGAAGCAGUCAUUUGGAUACCUUUUCAAGAAUGCAGUUAACCUACUAUUUAAUAAUGUGAAGAGCAGGAAGUUUUGUCAUAAUCAGUUUACAGUGGUUCAUUCACAAAUUAUUCUCCAAGGAAUGUUUUAUAGGAAGUUAGCUGUGGAGUACUACCUUAAAUGUUGGUAAACAUUUAAGUCUGAAAAUCUAUGAAUUUAGCCUUUCACAUAGAUCUACAAAAGUUGGCAGUUCACAAAAGUCUGUGUGUUAGCUUAUAAUUUAUUUUAGUCUUUUGGGAAACUCUUUAGUUCAUACAGUUCAGAUCUGGCAAGGCGACCUCAAGCUUGAAAAGGUGCUCCUUAAAAAAUAGAUGUGAAGAUAAGCAUUUUUCAAAGUUAUUUUGUAUUGUCAUGGAUAAUGUUACAAUGCAUUUAACUGUCCUUGUCAGAGCAUUGUUCUCAAAUAUUCGUUAGCACUGUCUGUCUCAAGGUAGUAAACAAAUGGGUCUGAAGCACUUAGUAUUUUGAAUGUGCCCCUCAUUUUUUUGGAACACUUAUUCAGUCUCUAAAAGGCUGAUGUAAAUUCCAGUCACUUGUGACUCUUCCUGCCUGGAUUAUAGCCAACCCUGCAGGGUCUCUGGCUUUCUAUCUCUAGGCCCUUUCCUAGCACAACAGGAAUUUUUGUUUUCAUGCUGUCAUCUUGGUGACUUGUGGAAGAGCUCAAGAAGAGUUGUUUCCUUGGGAAACAGAUCCUAGGUCAUUGUUACUCUUUGGAUAUAUUUUAUUUUGUCAGUGGAGUUAAAUACUUUCUGGACAGGAUGAUUCCCUUUUUGAAAUACUUACAUGGUAACCAUUCGAAUUUCCUUCUGAUCCCUCCACCCCACCCUUGUUUGGUGAUGGCAAUCAUUAAUGGCUUAGGGAUUUGACCUCUUUGAUAUCUUGAGAAACAGUGUUCUGCCCUGAUAAUUGUGAAUGACACUGUGUACGUCUCUCUUUUAAUGCAUGUAACGAGGAUGAUAAGUUGGUUUAGUUCCAAUGCUUACCUUGCCUGAUAGCAGUUGUCUGUGGAUUAUUGAGGCACUGGAACCUCUAAUUGUUUGAAAGAUGAUCAACUCACUCUUGAUUGUCUAAGAAACAUGGGAAUAAAUUUCUUGCUAGUCCUGGCCAUAUUCUGCCUAAAACAUUUGCAGCAUCAAUCUCACCCCAUCACCAUGCCAGUUCUGUUAAUAAAAGGGCAUGGUUACAGUGACUGCAACAAAGACAGAUUUAUACUCCUUCUGGCCCCAGGAGAGCUUUGAUAGACCUGGUUUCCAAAUGAGAAGGCAAGACAAACAUUCCUGAUUUGGUGGACCAUAGUAUCUGGGACACAACUGCUUGACAAUUUCCUUAACUGUAGCAAAAUUAUAGCUACUUCUAACUUUAGCAACUUCUGGCAUCCCUCUCUGAUUCAAACUGAUUAACAACAUCUAACAACUUUUUAUAAGGAACCAUCUGGGCUUCCUUUUUCUCCUGUAAUUUACAUGGGAGUUCAUUUGUGUUGAAAACUAUGUAGCGGAAAAUGUCAUUUAACUGUUCUUUGAAGCAGUCCUCAUUUUCCAUGGGUUCUGUUGUGUAAGUUGAUUUGUUCUCGCUUUCCAAAUUACUUGCUUGUGUAAAGCAAGUGCAAUUCAGCCUCAUGCAUCCCUACUGUAGAAAGUGUAUGAAAGACUUCUGUUUCUAUUUUGCUGAUAAGGGCUGUUAGAAAGAGUGUUGUGGUGACACCUAGAGAUGGAGAACAGACAUUACAGCACAGUUUUAGUACAAUAAGCAUCAUAGAUGAAAAAGCAAUCUUUUAGUCCUAAGAGGUUCCCAGAUAGCUAAGUGUAGAAAAGCCAUUGCAUGUAUGCUUGUAGACCCAUUUCAAUGUCAGUGGUGUUAAAAGAAUGUACGUUUGUGCAUGAGACUUUUCUCCAAGCCAUUCAAGGAGCCUUUGGAGAAGAUGUCUUUAUUUUCCACCCCACUCCCUAAUUUGAAUAUGCUUUUCUUGCAGAUUUAUCUAAUGAGGUUGUACAUAAAUCUCAUAGGGUGUCUUGUUGAGAACAAACUGAACUGAACCUCCUUUCUUAAUGCCCCAAGGAAUCCCGGCUUGCCACAUCUGGGUGUAAUACCUUUAGCUAUUAAUAAUAACCCAGUGCAAUCCACUUAAAUGAUUCACGAGGAUGAAUGGGAGUGAAACCAAUCUGUUUGUAUUCUAGUUGAUUUAAAAAGACGAGCUGAUCUGCCUCAGGUGUACAUCUCUAACUUUGCACAAUGCAAAAGGGUUGAAUAAGGCUAAGGAGCAUUUUCCACUGACAAUGAGCAUUUUGUAAAGGGCUUUGAAGAAGAUUUCAGGGUCUCAGGCAUGUAGACCGUCUACCUGCUGUUUUUCUUUCUUUAUUAGGGCACUUAUACCCCACCCUUCUGUGUCUGACAAAUGAGCCACUCAAGGCACUUAUGAAUGAUGUUUAACACAUUUAGCAGUACAAUCGGAAGAGAGUUUUUAAGUUCUGUUGAACAUGCUUAGAAAUCCUCCCUAUGACCAGAGACCCUGAUAAGGUGGAGUUUCGGCUUACAGUGAGGGUUCUAAGUAUGUUCAACACACUCUUCAGGCAUUGGCACUAAAUGUACAAAGGUCUGGAGAGCAGCCAGCAUGUCUGGGGGCAUUGGGGCAGGAUUGCUUGCUCCUGUCCCCAUUUUAAUGCAAAUGCCAGAACAUGGCUAUAGAGAUGCAUAUUAUCUGUGUGCUAGUGACUGCCAAUUCCAGAUCCCUGAGUGAUCUUUCUCAGCAGUUUCAUGUAGAUGUUGAAGCUAUGUGUGACACUAUAUAUAUGUUGUAGGUCACUUUGAGUUAACCUGCUGAAAAAAGGGCCAAUAAAUUAAAGAAAUAAUAAUAUGCACCAGGAGGAACUAACAGGGUGCUAUGUGGCUGUUGUGCACUGCAACUCUGAUCACCCCUGAGUGUUCAUCUUGCUGGCUGGGGCUCAUGGCAGUUGUAGUCCACAAAAUCUAGAUGACAUCACAUUGGCUAUGCUUGCUUGUUUACACCAAAGGUGAAAAUCUUGAGCAGGUAUCUCCCAGCACCAGUUCUGAAGUCCGUACUCUGUGAGGGACCAAAGCCACUGUUAAUAGAGUGCUCUCAAGCCCCAUCCAUGUAUGCCAGUAGUAGGGAACUUUUGACCCUCCAAAUGUUGCUGAACUACAACUCUCAUAAUCCCUAGCCAUUAGUCAUCUUUGCUGAUGGAAGUUGAGGAGCAGCAACAUCUGGAGGGCCAAAGACUGCCCACACUUGAUGUGGGCACAUUCCUGAGGGACACAACCCUAGCUAACGUCUUGUACCUAUUGACCACAGUUUUGGUUGGUCAGGCUAGGUUUGCUAUAAAAAUAUUCUGAUGUAUUUCAAUCUUCUGUAAACAUUUGUAUCUUCAAACUGCAAGAAAGAGUUCCAGAGAUGGGUUAUCGCCAGCUCAAAAUCUUCAUAUUGAAGACCUUGGCUAGAUUUAGAAACUUCUGAGAACAGGCAAGUGGAAACAUGCCAUAUUGGGUUAGACAAGUUUGGUCACUCUAGCUAAGCUCCUUGUCUCUAAGAGUGGCUAAUAUUAAAAUGCUUGAGAGGAACAGGACAAUUAUCAUUUUAACGUCAUUCACAUUUUGUUCUUGGCAAUCAGAAUUCAUUUACAGUUUUAAAAUGAAAAAUACUGUUUCCCAAGGAACCUGCUUGCACAAGGUAACUUGAAACCUAGGGUUCACAAUUACAUUUGCCAGUGAGCACUUUAUUUGGGUGGGGGGUGUUUAGCAGAGGAAACAGUUUUUUAAAGUUGGCAAAACAAAAAUGUAGAGAGCGCCUUUGUUGUUGUUGGUGGGAUUAGUAUCAGGGAUUGCUACGCAAACACACUAUUCCCUACCCCAGUAAAACCCCUUUUCUGGGCAGGAAGUACCAAAGGGAUGUUUUGUUUUGAGAGGGAUAUUUGAGAAAAUCAAGCAUUAUGGGCUUCUAGAAACUAGCUGGCUACCUAAUCCAGGCCAAAUUUGUGGGACCCUGCUUGAAGCUGUGUGAAUAUUUGAUAUUUCAAGUCCAUAAACUUUCGGCACUUCUUGUUUUGUCAGUAAAUAAUACUUACCUUUUUCAUAACCAAUAAAGAUUUUAUUAUGUGAAUGGCCUGUGGCCCAAGCAUUAAUAAACUACAUGUACAUCAAACAUUUUAUUAGGGAAACUGAGAAACUCUUGUGGGGGGGGGGGGUAGGAAGCAAUGGAAGAGAAUGCACAUACAGUUUUAUGUUUUGUGAUAGGAUUUCAAAAGUUUUUCAAUUGAGUUGAAAGGAUUUGCUGCUUUCUUCUGCUCUGUAUAUGAUAUUCUAGUGCAAUAGCUACUCCUUUCGUACAGUUUAAAAAAACUUGGAACACAAUGAAUUUUUUUGUUUUAUUUUUUGUUUUAUUCUUCAUUGGUAUAUUUUGCAUUUCAAAGCUGAAAUUCAAAUGAAAACUUCAGUUUUACAUUUUGAAUUCUGGCAGACCACAUUCAGAUUCCACCUUCUAUUGUUCUAAUAUAUUUUGUUCUAAAUCUUUCCCUAUUUUUAAAAAUGAAAUUAGGAUCUUUUUAAUAUCCUCUUCACCUCCUCUACUGCUGCUUCCCCUGCUCUGCUAGCUCCUCUCCAUCUUGAGGUAACGGGCUCUAAAACUGUGGGGGUUUCUCCACGCCACUCAUUACUUGCGGCCUACACUCUGGAAAAAUCUGAGCCUCAUCUGUUUAUAGACCGACUAGCCAUAAAUCCAGCAGGCAUUUUGUGUCCCCAAAACCCUGGGCUGCUUUUCUGUUUGACUUAGUGGUGUUUUGUUUGGCACUUUAAGAAGUAUUGCUUCAAAGAAAAGUCCUCCUCAAGAGGGAACUGAAAGAUCACAGUGAGCCAGAAAGCAGCAGUGGAUUUUCAUUGUGUGUACCCACAAUGCAAGGCUUUCUUUAGGCAUUAAUGCCAUGUCAAAGAAGCAUAAGUUUUUGGUAGAGUAGUGCGUUUUUCCUUUGUGUCUGCAGUUUGUGUCUUUUGCAUAGAGCAGCUACCAUGUUGUCUAAUGUAUUCAUGGCCACAAGCAUGGCCACAUCCGCUUACCAAGGCCAAGUGUCCCAGCCCAACAGCAUGAAGGUCACUUGUUGAGUGCCUUGCCUCCAUUAGGCUCUCAGAUGCCUCAUGGUAUGAAGAGAAUAAGAGACAAGUGUUGUUUGGGGUGUUACAGCUUUUCGCAAGUGACAGGAAACCAUGCCUCUUCCAUAUGAGCCCUUUGCUCACCACCAAUUAUCCCUCAGUCCUUGAGCAUGUGCAGAGGGCUUGAGAAGGGUGGUGGGGGUCUGAUCUCAUUUGCUCUGAGAUUUGGAGAAGCUGAGAAACAUCAAGAGUGUCUUACACUGUUUUGGUAUUUUUGAGGAAAAUCUCACAUCUCUCCCAAGCCUUCUGCAUUUUCGCAAUGACUCUCUGUGCAGAGAAUUGGUGAUGAGCACAAAUAGGAGCUCGCUAGUAAGCCAAGUGGAAAUUUUGGAGUCUUUACAAAACCAUGCUGCCUUAUGCCACCCACAUUGCCUUCCACUAUGCCGUGGGUGAUCCUCAAGAAUACUACCUUUUUUCAACCAGUUCUAAGAGUUGAUGCCUCUAUGGCUCUUAUUUACAAAUGCUGGAUUCUGCUAGUGGGAAUUAUGGCUGGCUUCAUUCAGCAGAACCCUUAGGAGUUGCACCGACCCUUCUCCAAGGGCCCAUGGCAGAGAAUAGUAUCUGUACCUAAAUAUAGGAUCUUUGUCCUCAAAAUGACACGCUGAAGCUAUUUAAAGGUAUGGAGGAAUGAGUGGAAAUGAAAACACACACACACACACAAAAAUAACCACACAAAAGGGAACAGUUUCUCUUGCCCCUGUUGAGUCCACAGUUAGCAAGUGUCCAUGGCCAUGAUGUUGCUAUAGGUGUGCCAUAGGCUGUGCAUUAUCUGGAUGCAUCAAGCCCUGGCGAUCUACUUCCGUUGAGCCACUGCAUCUCUUACGGACCUUAAUAUGUUUGCUAUAAUGUUGUGCUGUCUCCAGGAGAUUCCUUUUGCAUCACUUUCUCAGAAAGAGAAAUGUAAUGCAUCAAUUCAGCAAUAGAACUUUCUCAUUUUAAAUAAGUCGGAGUUUAUUGUACUAUGAAACCUACCCAGCAGACAGUUACUUCUCUAUACAUUUUAUCCUUGGUCAUUGCAGUGAGCUCUUUAAUUAUUUCGCAAUGGCCAAUUUGCUAGGGAAGAUGGAAGGCGUUCUUAGCUAAUAAAUUGAGCUGAUGACCAUUGAAAUAGAGUGGUGCAGUCUGCUCUAAGCUGAAUAGUACAGUGUUCAUCAAAGGCAGUAGAAGAGCAUUUCUGAAUGAUUAUCAGAGGGGAGCUUUUCCCAACACGGCAAGAAAUAUUUUAAAAGAGAAAGAUUGUGGUGCUAUAUUUAGCCACUGGCUACUACCAAGGGAGAGAGAAGCACAUUCUUUUUUUUAAGCGGAAGGAAAUAGAGGUAUCCAACUAGAUUUUACAAAUUUUCUUUCAUGCCUUCACAUUUGAAACAUUUUCUCCUGCAGCUCUAAUUGCAUCUCUUAACCCCAGUCUUCAAUAUACACAAUUUACAUACACCUUCACUUGGCCAAACACUUUGUGUGUGUUUCACAUGCAUAUCUUUUAAUGUGCCUAAAAAGGAGAGCCAGGCAGUGUGGUGUUGUGUGUUGGACUUGCAUUUGUCCAUUCAGCCAUGGAUCUCCUUGGGCUCUUGUGGACUUAUAUACUUUGCGUGGUAGUUGUAUGAUCUAGGGCAGCCUUUCUCAACCUUGGGUCCCCAGAUGUUGUUGAACUACAGCUCCCAUCACCCCUAGCUAGCAAGGCCAGAGCUCAGGGAUGAAGGGUCUUGUAGUCCAACAACAUCUGGGGACCCAAGGUUGAGAACCGCUGAUCUAGGGAGAAUCACCCAUGUGUUGCUGUCAAGCUCCUGAGGGGAAGAAUGAGACGUAAAGUAUACGUCAGCCUUUCCCAGCUUUCUGUCCCUCCAGAUGUGUUGUAUUCCAAAAGAUCCCAGCUGGCACAGUCAAGGUGGCUGGGGCUGAUGGGAGUAGGAAUCAUCCAGCGCAUCCGGAAUACACCAUGUUGGGUAAGGCUGAUAUACUCACUAAAUGAAAAUAGAUGAUAGAAACUUUUAUCUUUCUCCUCAAAUAAAUACUUUAUAUUAAAAGAAUUUCUGCAUUUUAGUACUGUAAAAUAAGCCAGGACCCCAGAAUAGUCUGGAGUGUUAAAGAAGAAGCAAUAACUGAGCCAUAAUCCUUCCCCCCUCCCCCACUAUAAAAAGGACUCCUCAGCCAUUUCCCCAGGGGAGAUGGUUUUGGUUCUAGAGUUCUGGCUAGCUUCCAUCUUGAUGAAUAAUAUAUUGUUAGUGAUAUAUUUGGCUCACUCUCAGUUCCCACUUACAAUCAGGAAAAUUAUUUUUGCUUUCAGUUCCUUUAAAUGGUGCAGCUUUCCAGCCCAGUGUUGCCAAAUCUGCUGUCGCACAAAAUAUGCUGGUGUAGUGGUAGGCUCUGGGGGUCGCAGGUUGUAAUACAUUGUGGUGAUUGUUAAAAAAUCGCAGCUUGGAAGGAAACUUAUUUAGUCACUGCAGUGUUGCAUCCUUCAUUGAAGCCAACUGAGAAAUGGAAAAUGAAUGUCUAGCUUUUCCCAGGAUGCUUUUUUGUUUUUUGGUAUUUUAAUUAAAUUACCCUGUUAUUUGAUGAAACAUAGUCCAUUUUUUGUUGAGCUAAUUCUUCAUUGCCUUGUACUGCAAGCACUUGUUUGAACAGAUGUAUACUAAAAGCCUCACAGAAUCAAAAGACCUAGGUAUUUUGGAAGCAGAUUAAUUCAUUGUGAAUGAGUUGAUAUGCUUUGGCUCCGUGAAUUACUCAGUGAAUAGAUAUGUUGAAAUGAUUUACAAUGUUACAGGUGUCAGUGUUUUUAGUGGGAAGAAAUGCAGUUUAAGAAACUAGUCAUUUGAAAAAUGCUAAAGUCUAUACAGCAAUUACCUGAUGACAUCUAUAAUGGAAUAAUAAGCUAUUCUGAUAUUUCAGAAAGAGACUGGAAGCAUCUGAAAAUUUAUUGUGUUGGCUACUCUUAAGGCUUACCUCUUUGGUUCUUAUGACCACUGUUUUUAAGUUCUGUAUCAAAUAGUCACUUUUUGCAUGGUUAAGGCCUACAUAUAAAUUUAAGAUUUCAAUAAAUAUUAAGACUAUGGAGAUUGGCAUGGUGUGGGCAGGGGCAGGGAGGAAAGCCUGAAAUAUAAAGAGAAUACAUAGUCUCCUGUCAAAGCUAAACUUGCUUUAUUGCACUAAGCAACAUGUUUCCAACAGCACAAGGAUUUUCCCUUCUCCCCUGACACAGGAUGUGUUACGAUAGAGAAGCAAUGCGGCCACGAGCUGCUAGCUUGAAAACAGCACAUGAUGGAAUGUUGGGACUGUUCCGUGGGAAACAGAGGGACAGUCAGUUCACAGUGCAGAGGGCACCGGAAUUAGCUCAGAGUGUAAUAUGAGCUGUACAGGAAGUACAGGAGGAGUUUGUCUCUCGACUGCUGGAGCUUGAAGAGAGCAGUCAUGAUUUUUGUAACGCUGCAAAGACAGAAAUAAAGGAAUGUAAAUAUGUUUCUGUCUAUCUCUUUCCCCUGCCUGGGGGGGCAGGAAAGAGGGGUGUGUGUUCUUCUCACUCUGAGAAGGAUCGCCUAUCGCGACCUCUGCCUGGAUCCUGCUGGGGAAUGCAGACAGGGAGGUCAACAGGAGAUCAAGCCGGGUGCCUGGAGAGUGGCCAGUUUCUCCUGAUAAAGGCUUGAAUCCCAACAGGAUGCACGCGAGUGAAGGAGAGUGGGGAUAUACUGCUACUGUAUCUUGCACCAGCACAACAGUUUUGUUGGCUACUACUGAUGUACCAGAUUUUACUGUUUGAUAUAUUUAUGAAAUUUGUAAACCCAUGCAUAUUUGUACAAGCAAGGUGGGGAAUGUAUGCAAUGCUAGCUAGAGAGAUGGGUGCAGACUGCUCUGUCCUAUGCUACUUAAGUGCUUGCAUUAGUGGAAAAUAGAAACCACAAAGUUGGUAAUAAAGUAAAGUAAGUAUAGUAUUGGGGCUGAAACUGUUUUGUAUAGCAAGCCACCAAAUCUCUGCUAAUCCUUAAUAUUGUAUGUUACACUUUAUAGCAACAUUGAAAACAUUUGGAUGUUGUGUAUGCCUUUACCAUAGUGUCUACACAGGAUUAACAUUUGCUGAUAUUGUAGGUCAGGAGUGGGGAAACCUGUGGCACUCCAGAUAUUUUUAGCCUCCCAGCUCCCAUCAGUCCCAGCCAGCAUGGGCAGUGGCCAGGGAAAAUGGGAAUUGGAGUCCAACAACAUCUGAAGGUUAGCUACCCUGCUGUAGAUUGUUUUGCACAAAGGUUUAUGCGCUACAUAUUUGUAGUGAGGAAAACCUUGUCUUAUGAGCAUUCCAUUCAUUCCAAAGUGUAUAUAUUUCAUAGCAGUUCUUUUUUUCUAGUACAGUGGUACCUUGGUUCUUGAACUUAAUCUGUUCCUGGAGUCCGUUUGACUCCCGAAACGGUUCAAAAAUCAAGGUGCAGCUUCCGAUUGGCUGCAGGAGCUUCCUGCACUCAAGCAGAAGCCGUGUCGGAUGUUCGGCUUCCGAAAAACGUCCACAAACCAGAACACUUACAUCCAGGUUUGCAGCAUUCGGGAGCUGAUUUGUUCGGUAACUAAGCCGUUUGGGAACCAAGGUUUGACUGUAUUUCUCAAUCGGAAGCAUUGAAAAAAUACUCAAGUUGGUCAGGGGAGAAGGUAAGGGUGCAUUAUUGGGAGAAGUAUCCAACUCUAGAAUAUAUGUGAGGUUGUGGAUCUUCUUUCUGAUUAUAGAUGAAACAUGGGCCUGGCAUUAAAUUGGCCUUCUCCAACCUGGUGCCCUCCAGAAGAUGUUGGACUACAACUCAUAUCAUCCCUGACCAUUGGCCAUGUUAGGUGGAACUGAUGAGAAUUUUAUUUCAACACCACCAGGUUGGGGAAGGCUGUGUUCAUGGCUUCUCAGGAGUGGGUGGGGUGUCUGUAUUUUCCAAAAUGGAUGAGUAGAGUGAUCCUUCCUCUUGCACACUCAAAUCUCCUCUUAUUUUCCCAUAGCAUCCGAUAAUAGCCAGCGGUUUCGGGAAACCUGCUUUGCAUUUGCCCUGACUCCACAGCAAGUGCAGCAGAUCAGCAGUUCCAUGUAAGUGGUAGUGAUCUUUUGACACCUUUUAGUCCUGUGCAUCUGAAUUCUGAAAUGCAUAAACCAUUUUAGAGUGUGCGGGCGUGUGCGUGUGCGUGCGUAACUGUAAGACUGAAAAAAAAGACAGAUGUUUGGAAUUUAAUAACCGAAAGUGAGCUAAAAGAGAGUGGUUAGAGUAGAAGUGCAAGGGAGAGCUACAGUAAUUUGGAAAAGGGUUUUUCUGUAUGAGUAAAUCAGGAGGGAUUUGGAGAUGGAGUGUGGGUCAUGGGAGCGAGGACAUAUUUUUAUUUAUUUACAUGUUUUAGGGGUUUAUACCCUGCCUUUCAACAAACCAAAAUUAGAAGAAGAACUGUUAAAUCAUGCAACACAGUGACCCACUGGUCCCAUAGUAUAGUCUGAAGGCACGUGAGGCCACCACCUGUCUGCAGCUAAGCAGGUCCAGGUCUGGUCAGUUCCUGGAUGGGAGACUACUUGGGAGCCGCAACUUUGCUCCCUUGGAUUCCAUGUCAGAAGAAAGGCUGGAUAUAAAAUGUAAGAAAAUAGGUAAGUAAGUAAGCAAGCAAGGAGUGUCAGAGCAAUCAGUAGAAUUAAAAUAGGUUGGAUUAAAAGGCUCAGGAAAAUAAAAGAGUUUGCCUGGUGAGCCUCCCAAGAUGGAUCCCAGGCUUUUUGAGUGUGUUGAAGUGUAGGCCUGUUUCCCAAAGCAGCAUAUGAAAGCCAUUGCCUGAGUCGUUUAAUGAGUGCUGGCCCAAAGCUGUCUUUAUGGAAUUGCUAUUAUGUGUUCUGUUUGUAUAAUUGGGCAAAGUGAUACAAGUUACAGGAAGCACUGCAGAGGUCAAUUGCCCAUGAGCUACUGGAUCAGAUCAAAGUUUCAUUUGCUCUAGCAUCCUGCAAAGGUUGGUGUGUGUGUGUGUGUGUGUGUGUGUGGACAGUAAGGUAUGAUCCUGGCAAAUAAGGCCAGUUCUGGUCAGUGACUCAGCAUAGACUGUGAGUGGCAUGUUUAACUUUUCAGACCUUUAAAUACUCAGAUCUUGCAUUGGUUUAUUGUAAUGUACAGUCUUUAACUGAUGUCUAAUGUCUUUGCUAGGGAUAUUUCUGGAACCAAAUGUGACUUCACUGUGCAGGUCCAGCUAAGGUAUUGUUUCCCUACAAUUCAGUCUUUGUUUUGGUGGACUUUGCCCCCCCCUUCGCUUAAAUUCUCUACCAAGGAAGGUUGAGAUUUGCAUAUAUGAUCAUGCUUAUUUUACAUAAAUUUUAUUUGCUAUACCUCCGGGUAUAGGGUGGUAUAUAAAUUAUUAUUAUUAUUAUUAUUAUUAUUAUUAUUAUUAUUAUAUUACUACUACUACUACUCUGUUUCCAAUAAUUGUGGAAAGAAGCACAAUAACUCUAUGCACUGUAAGCUCCAUGCACCCCCCCUUCCUGGUAAUAUUGGUAAACAGAGAAGCAGCAGCUCCUCAUUACUUCCUAUGUUGCUUUUACUUGCCUGUGGCAGAAGAAUUGGCUGCUGCUUUGAUUAAUUCUGUCAUUAUCUGCCAGAGGAGGACUUGCACCUUGGGGUGUGUGUGUGUGUGUGUGUGUGUGUGUGUACGCACGCACCUUCAGGGGAGAGGCUGUAUGUGUUGUGGUUGAGAGUGCUUGAUGCAGCCCAGUGACCAUUUCUAAAUCAAUGAGACCUAAAGCCCCAGAAUGAUGCUCUAUGCUAGUAGCUAUGCCUCUUGAUAUCUGUGUGUCUUAAUUGCAUCUGACACGCUUCUCACUUUACUAGCCCCUGAUUCACUUGUGGCCCCACAACUCCUCUUCCCUCUUUCCACCCUGAAACAGGAUCUGUGUUGAAUGGAUUCAAGAAAGACAGAGACAGGGAAAGAUUGUUCGCUUCUACUGUGCUUUCUGCUUCACACCUUCAUGUGCAAACAUUAGCCUUUUAUAUCCAUGUCUGAGUUUCAGAUUGAACUAAAGGCAGGUGAUGGGGGAAAUCUAAACUUCACCCUCUUUCCAUCCCCCAAUUUGCUAGCUGUUGAUUUAUUAAUGUGGGGUAUAAUUGAGUCUGCUCAGGGCAUGUAAUUUCAUUCAUUCUGUUUAGUGAUGUUUGUGAAAGGGUUGUAGCAGCCUCUUCCUCUGAAUUCAGCCCUCUGCCUCUUGAGGUCUGAUCUUUCUUUUGUCAGCAUCUUGGAUAGGGAGGUGCCUGCAGACCCACAGAGGAGAAUCUAGCUUGUGCAGCAAGCACUGAUAUCAGGAAGAUGAAUGAAUUGGAGUGUGGCUGAACUGAAGCUCUAGAAUCUUGACUGUGUGCACCAGCAGUAAUUAGAGAGAGCUUCAGCCGCGGCAGCUGUGGAGGUGGAAGAGGGAACAAUAGGAAGGAAUAUCGCCAUUGGUUGUAAGCAGCUUUCAUAGGACUAUGUUAGGUGGAAGAAGCCUGUGACAGGCUGCCUGCGGCACGAGCCCUUAACCACAGGGGUUACAUGCAGGAUCCAUGGUGGAAUCUAGGGGAUGGCUCAGAAAUACUUUUUAACGGCUUUCUGUUUUACUCUGUAGUUUAGUUGGGUGCACCAUCCAGAGAAGUUUUAUGAUAUGAGGUGGCAUACAAAUGACAUAAAUAAAAUUUGGUUGGGGGCUUUAAGCAAAUCCUCUUCCCAAUGGUGUCGAUACCUUUUUAGGUCAUCCAAUGAUUGAACUAGAGGACAUGGCACUCUGAUGUGCAUACAACAGGUGUUUCCCCAUUUUUGUCCUGGGGUGGGGACUGCUCCACACAAUCUGUGGAAGCCUCCAUACAUGGAUAAGAGUGUGUCUUUUCAGAAACAUCUGUCAUUCAGGGAAUGAAGCUUUUGUGCUCCCCCCUGGGGGACCCAGUCUUGCUUCUCUUCCAAUAGGAGUCUGUAGCCUGUCUGAUUUAUUAGCUUUUGAGCUCCCCAAGUUUCAAAGUCUGAAAUAUUUAAUUCAGAUUAUACCUUACACACUUGGUAAUUGGAUGCAAAAUAAGAUGUAUGUAGAUUUUCUUAGCUUACAUAAUUGUGUUUUUCUUUCUUUCUUGGAGUGGGGUCUAUGCCACCAUACUGACUCACGUAAAGUUGUGAUUGUGUAUGUAAAGUGAGAAAUUGUGGGCUUACUGUACAGUGAUAGAGCUGGUGGAAGCAUAGCUGUCUGGCCUGGGCUGAUGGUAUUUGUUGUCAAAACUAUCUGGAGGGCAUCAGAUUAGUGAAGGCUGCAUCAAAGCACUAUGGGACACUGGCUCACAGAUAAUGAUAUUUCCCCAUGUCACUUGUAGUAUUUACAGACCCUGUAUAGAAUUUAAUAUAAAAUGUCUGUGAACUCACUGUCUUGUCUUUAGGUUUUGCUUAUCUGAGACCAGCUGCCCACAGGAAGAUCACUUCCCACCAAAUCUUUGCGUGAAAGUUAAUGGAAAACCAUGUAGCCUUCCUGUGAGUAUCCUCAGAAAUUUGGCCAAUAGUUAAAGAUGCUUUCUUGGGGGGGAAAAAGAAAUUGUUUGGGGGAUAUUGAAGUGAAUAGUGGCAUCUUGAAUUGCACCGGAUAAUUCAAGGCAAUGCUACCGAAGUCUUGUAUUGAAAGAUUCAACAAGUGACAUACAAGAAAAGCAAAUGAGCUCUUCUGUGACUCCCACUUAUCAAUAUUUCAUUGCCAUUUGCCAUUUACACCCUCACUCACGUAUAGUCUGGGGUCUAGGGAAAUUUAAAGAGAGCAGGAGUGGGAGAUCCUGAGAGGGACUUUGGAAUCGUUUUACUCUGUCCUUCCUGCCCAGUUCGCUCCUCCUCCUGAGAGGUUAUAGGAGGAUAUCGGGGGCUGGAUGUUGUUUCCCAUUCAUUAAGAGAUGGAAGGCAGUGAGUAAGGGGAGGCACUGGUCAUUGGGCAUCAUGUGCCUGUGUCUCAGCCUCAGUUCCCUAUCAAUAAAAGGGGUAUGACUGACUUCUGGAAGGUCGUUCAAGGUCAAACAAGGUGGCAAAAGAGAAGUUGCUUUGCAUAUUCAUGGUGAUGUGUGUGUUGUUUCAGGGCUAUCUUCCACCAACCAAAAAUGGGGUUGAACCAAAGCGACCUAGCAGACCAAUCAACAUCACCUCACUUGUGCGGCUGUCCACGACAGUACCAAACACAAUCGUUGUCUCGUGGACUGCAGAAAUAGGAAGAGUGAGUUACAGUUGGCUAUCAGAAGGUUGGGUGCGGGGGUGUGGUGGGGCUGUGGCUGUAUGCAUCUGGAAAAAAAUCAUGGAAUUUGACUAGAACUGUCAAGAUUUAAUGCCUUUGUGGAAAUCUUUCUGUAGUUUCUUACGCUUUUAUGUACUGACUAUAUCUUAGUUUACCUUGCUACAUUUGAGUAGGGACCCUGAAUGGACUGUAUGUCGACAUGUAAGAGUGAUAUGGAAUAUAGACAGAUUUAUUUAUUUGUUAAAUUUGUUAGUUGUUUACGAAAAAAGAUACAUAAAUUAAAACCAGGGUGGAAAAACCAUUAAAACGCCCCGUGCAUUCUAAAAGACCACGUACAGUUAAAAGUCAAAGAUCUGGUUAAAAUGAAAUGUUUCUGCCUGGUGCCUGAAAAUAUUCAGCAAUGGCACCAGAUGAACUUCCCUGCAGAGAGCAUUCCACAGAUUGGGAGCCACCACUGAAAAGGCCCAUUAUUUUGUUGUCACCCUCUGGACCUCCCAUGGAAGUCCACGGAAAAGGGCUUCAGAUGUUGAUUGCAGGUUCCAGGUUGGUUCAUAUGGGGAGAGGCAGUCCUUGAGUUAAUGGGUCUGAGCCACAUAAGGCUUUGUAGGUCCUUGAUUGAGGAACAGAAAGCUGAGAUAAAGAGAUGGAGAAAGGAUGUCAAUACUGGAUUUCCAAAGACUUACUGUAAGCAAAAGAAGAAGCAAUCCCAAUGCCAUUGCUUGACUCCAUGCAGUUAACAUUUAGAGCCCCCACAUCAAUUAAAGGGUCAUAGAGCUGCAUGGCACAUUCAGUCUGGUAGCCACAAGACUCAAAACAUGAUUGCCUUCCGGAACUUGUAAUUAAUUCUACAAGGUCUCAUAGUGGAUGUUAGUAUUUGCAAUACCAUCUGAGACUUUCAAACACAGAUUUCCAGUCUGGAUCAACCUAAUUCAGGUAAAGGCAUAAUAACCUUGUUCCAGCUUCUAUGCCAUGUGACUUCUCUUCCCCACCCCCCAAAAUUUGCAUCAAAACUUGCUGUGGGCAAGUUCCACGCUCUGUAGAUUCAAGCUGUCAGUAAAUAAUGCUGUUAAUUAGCAGCUCUUGUCUUUUGCCCUAAUUGAAGCAUUAAAUAAACAUGUAGCCCUCUACAAGUUUGAUGGGGAAAACGUUUUUAAUAACAUACUAAGCAAUGCUUAAUAAAGAAAGGUAUGAGUUUGUUAUAUCUGGCACUUCUUUUUUUUUUAAAAAGCAAUGGUAUCUACAAUUGUGGAAUCAUAAAGCUGGACAGAAUUGGAUUCAGAUUCCAGCAGGAUCCUUUGUGCUUCUAAAGACCCUUGCCUUGAGAGAUUUGAGCUCAGGAGAACAAGGCUUUUAGAUCAGAGGAUGUAGCUUCUAGGCAGCCCUGAGUCCCCAGGUUAAUUUUUUAAAAUUAACCACUAUCACCCUCCUCUGCUUUCAACUCGUUUUGAGGCUUUCAGGCAGGGCAGCAGGAGAUUUAGCUCUAAUGUCUCUAGCAAAGACAGCUUGUUUGGAGUUCUUAAAAGUACCGUAUUUUUCGCCCCAUAGGACGCACCGCCCCAUAGGACGCACCUAAUUUUUUAGGGGGGGGAAAUAAAGAAAAAAAUUUUUUUCCCUCCCCAGGCACGGGGCAGGCGCGGGGGAAGCCCGAGCUUCCCCCGACCCCAGCCCCCAGAACAGCCUGCUAUCUGCAAGCCUAGGGAACCGAGCCGAUCUCCCCAGGCUUGUGGAGAGGUGCGCGAAGCCCGGGCGUGCUCUUCAGAGCGCACCAGGCUUCGGAAUGCAGGCAGCUCUGCGCUACUCUCCGGAGCCCCGCGCGGCUUCGCGCCGGGAUCGGGAGGGUGGCGCGGAGCUGCAGGAAGCCCUGGAGCGCAGGCAGCUCCGCGCUACCCUCCAGAGCCCCGCGCGGCUUCGCGCCGGGAUCCGGAGGGUGGCGCGGAGCUGCAGAAGCCCUGGAGCGCAGGCAGCUCCGCGCCACCCUCCGGAGCCCCGCGCGGCUUCGCGCCGGGAUCCGGAGGUUGGCGCGGAGCUGCAGGAAGCCCUGGAGCACAGGCAGCUCCGCGCCACCCUCCGGAGCCCCGCGCGGCUUUGCACCGGGAUCGGGAGGGUGGCGCGGAGCUGCAGGAAGCCCGGGAAAGCCUGCAUUCGCCCCAUAGGACGCACACACAUUUCCCCUUCAUUUUUGGAGGGGAAAAAGUGCAUCCUAUAGAGCGAAAAAUACGGUAAUUUCUGCUACACAGAACAAUGCACUGUUGGUCAAACCUUCAUAGCAUAUACAGAGGGAGGAGCACACCAACAACAGAAAGGUGGGAAAGCCAAUAAGGUGCACACAUAUUUUGAUAAGAAAUCAGCAUCUUCAGCUGUCUUUAUUGGGGCUGUGGAACCCAAGCUUUAAAAGUAAAUAAACUUUUCGACUUCAUCACUAAAAAUUCAAUGCCUCCUUUAAUGGAAUGUCAUCACAGCCAACAUCUUGAACAGAAGGAGUGACGAUAGGAACCCACUAACAUACCAGCUUGCCUCAAUAGCUGAGUCUCUUGAAGAAUCAGGUUUUUCUGUUUCCUGGAAAAUGUAAUUGGCAAACUAAGAGUACUGUGAUGUCCAUGGCUUCAGAAUUGGCUAAUUUUAUAUAGGUGAAUUCAAAGAGAAAUUGAUUUGUUCACCUGACAAUCUAUUCAUUGACACUGUUAAAUGGUGGUGACGUAUAUAGGUUUUUCUACUUUGGAAGUGGAUGUUUCUGUACCAUCUGCUUAUUGUAUUUGGAUUAGCUGAAUAGAUAAUUUUAUUUUUCGCUUCUGUUGUAUUCUGAGAGUAGCCAAAUUAUUUUUAGAUGUUUAUGCCAAAAAGAAUGGCAGAUAUAGAUAAUAAAUAAAUGAAACUGCCAAUUUCUUCUUUGACGUUACAAAUCAUUUUCCAUAUAGUCACUAUUUACAGCAUAGGAAUUCUGUAAGACAGUGCUAGCAGGCUUGCAUUUGGAGUAAAUCAAUAUAUUUAUUACUUUGUUUCUGAUGUAACAGAUUUACUUUUUAAUUCCCCCACAUUGAAGAGAUGUUUAAAUUAACUUUGCUGUCAGUGCCAAUACAUUUUGAAGCUGUUUGUAAACCACAAUUUUUACAUUGUUCAAUGUUAGUGUUGCAUCUGCUGGUACAAGAAUAUCUUUCUUAAGCACAUUAUAAAAUAUAAAAUAACUUUAUGUUUUAAAUGUUAUUAGAGAUAAUGGGCUUGUUUUGCCCUUGAUUGUUGUUAAUUUUUUUUACAAAGUGUUUUUAUAGGAAUAUAUUGUAGGAGUAAUACAUGCUUAUGGUUAGUAUUUUUAAAGCUUCUUUUACAUUUGUGAUAUGCUUGUAACUGUACUUACACCUUAUGCCUUUAUGUCUCCUCCAAAGAUUUCAGUAUGCCAUUGUUCUGUCUGCCUGCCACACUGUGAUCAGUUGGUAGAUUUUGGAGUGGGGAAGGGGAACAUGCUGAGUUUCCCUAAUGGCCACAAUUGUUGAGUUAGUCAUUGCAAUAUUAUUAUCAUUGGGCGAUAGUAAGUCUCAUUUGGAUGGACUUUUUUUGGUGUUCUCUUGUUCCAAAUUCACUGCCAACUGUGAGUUGAUAAGGUUCAUGCAGGGCAUGCUUACUCUUAUCCUGAUUUUUCACACAAGUUCUGUCUUUCGACCCUGAGCAAAAAAGUAAAAGUGCCUGCCAUUUCCCCCCCUGCUGGAACUGUGUAGACAUAAAUGAGAGUUGUGUUACACACGUUGCCAGUGAAUUUUGCCUUUGGUUCCUGAGGGCUGAAAAAACAUGGGUGGGUGGGAUUUGGACACAUUAAAAUAAGACACAUCCUCAUUGGCCAAGCUGAUUCUCAUUUGUUCUUGCUUUUUUUCUAUUCAGAAUUAUUCUAUGGCGGUCUACCUUGUCAAGCAACUGUCUUCUACAGUCCUGUUGCAGAGGUUACGAGCGAAAGGCAUCAGGAAUCCUGAUCAUUCUAGAGCACUAAGUAUGUCCACUUCAUGCAUAUUCCUAAUAUAAAUGUCCAGAUUGAUAGACACAGUGAUAGUUAAUGCUGCCAUUUGUGAUGAGGGCUUGAAAUGUUCAAGGUGUCCAGAAUGAAGGUUCUCUCCACGCUCUGAUAAUUCUGCCGCAUCUGGGGUCCACAGUUUCUUUGGAGCCCAGCUCUUAAGUUUCCUUUGCAAAGAAAAAACCUCAGAAUAUAAAGCCUCCUGAACUGGAGUGGGCUGGUCUGCAUGCUGUUUUUUGGGGGUUGCUGAAUCUUGGAAGUGAAUGUUUGAGUGUGUGUGCUGGAUUUAGGAUUACCCUUUAUGCAGCCAAUGAAGUGGACUCUGGUCCACAAAAACUUAAGUCAUAAUGAAUUUGCUAGUCUCUUAGGUGCCGCAAGAUGCUUUAUAGUUCUUUCUGGGUUGGUGUUCAUUCCAGACCUUUCUCUCCUUUUGCUCAUUAGUUGGUCUCAGUCUAGGACCGUUUCUGCCUCCAUGACUUUCUCUUCCUUUCCCACCUUCAGUAUCCCAUGGGUGAAAGGUCAGUGCCUGGUGUCUUGCUGUUCUUCCACCUGCCAGCUGAUCUUGGGGCUUCUAAGGUGGCAGAACUUCCUAACUCCACCUACAGCAAGUGAUGGUUUCUCCAGUUAGGAUUCCUGUGCUGCUGAUCUUUCCAGCCUUGUUAACCAAUGUGCCUGAUGGACCUUUUAAUAGUUUUUCUGUUCCUCUCCCCACCCCCAUUUCUUCUUUCCUUGACAGUCAAAGAGAAACUAACUGCAGAUCCUGACAGUGAAAUAGCAACAACCAGCUUAAGAGUUUCUCUUCUAUGCCCAGUAAGUCUUAACUUCCCUAAAGUGGCUUUAUUUGCUGUAGCAAUGCCAAUUUGAAUAGAAGUUGAAAACCCAAGGUUAAUUGAUGCAAAGGGUCUUGGUGUUCAGAAGGGCAGAAGUCUGAAACUGGCAAUAUCCUCUUGUGAGAAGGCCAGGUAAUUGGUAUGGAGCAGUCUCCCAUAGCCUACAGCUCUUGUCAGCCUCAGCUGCCUGUAAAAUGGGGCAGAAUGUUUCAAGUCAAACUUUAGCAGGAAGGAUCUCUUUCCACUGUGAAUGUCAGAGACAGCCUUGUCCAAGUUGCUGUGCCCCUUGCUGGACGUUGCAGUCCAGCAACAUUGGGGGGGGGCGCACCCAAAGGGUAGCCAACCCUGUCCUAAAGCAACCUCAUUUUCCUGCUACCUGAUAGUGGGGCAUCAUUGCCAGUUCUUGACUUGUAAAUGGGACAGAUAAUUUAGCUUAGAUGUAUCAGAGGCUGUCUUUCUUCAUGCUGAAUGUGACUGAUAAUUCUGUAAGUUGCUUUACAGAGGUGAGAGGUAUUUUUCUCAGAGCACACAAUCCCAGAGAUGAAACCUGUGAUCUCUGAGGCUGUGAAAAUGGUUCUGUAGUGUAUGGUUUUUGAAAUAGGACUUGGACCAAAUUGUGACUUGAGAUAUUGGACAAUAUUUACACCAGAGGUGUUGAUCGAAGAGACUCCACUGGGAAGAUCAUAUUGGGGAGGUGGACUGGAUUGCUACUCAUGCAGACAAUGGAAGGAGAGUGUGCCUUCCACUCUUAUGUGUAACCUGAAUCUUUUGCUUGACUUACCUGGAGUUAUAUGAUUUAAAAAUGCACCUCUCUUAAGCAGAGUCCUUUGUUCUUUUUUUGUAAAUCAUGGCAUAAAAAGAAUGCUUUCGCUUUUUAUUUUAAUAGCUUGGUAAAAUGCGGCUGGCGAUACCCUGCAGAUCCCUGACUUGUUCACAUCUGCAGUGCUUUGAUGCCACUUUGUAUAUUCAAAUGAAUGAGAAGAAACCCACCUGGGUUUGCCCUGUGUGCGACAACAAAGCUCCUUACGAACACCUAAUAAUUGAUGGGUAAGUACGUUUUGGAAGCCAGUAAAAGCUGGGUAUAGUGAAGCAAGUAAUGUGUCUGGAAAUAUUUUUGCCCUUUUUGUAAAGGUCUGAAACCACUAAAGUUGUGCUUGUGUGUUUUUGCCACCUCUGAGGGAUUUCAGAAGCAUGAAUGUUCCUUAUGUGCAAAUUCCUCCACCCUUUCUGGGUGAGUUUCUAAGGAGGCUCUUUUUUAAUAGGUUGUUUAUGGAAAUCUUGAAAUACUGCACAGAUUGUGAUGAAAUUCAGUUUAAGGAAGAUGGAACCUGGGCUCCUAUGAGAUCAAAAAAAGAGGCACAAGAGGUGACUGCAUCUUUUAAUGGAGUGGAAGGUGAGUUACUGAAGUCUAUUUGCUAAACUGUUGCUCCCGCUUUCUGACUUUUUCAUUUUCUCCUCUUUGUUCUGGCUCAUGAUUUUGGUGCUUUGUAAGUGUGUAAUUCGUAAGUGCAGACCUUACAAUGCUAUCAAGUCCUCUUGAGGCACACUGUUCUGGAACAGGUUGAUUAUCUAGAUCAGCUUUGGGUUGAUUUGGAGACCUCCAGAUGUUUUGGAUUACAACUCCUUUCAGCCCCCAGCAUCGUAUGGCUGUUUAACUGUAUUUUAACACACACACACACACACACACACACACACACACACGUUGCAAUUACCAAUUGGGACUUCAGCACUGGACUGGUCUCUUUCUAGGUUGCUUAAGUUCUUCUGUGGAUCAUCAAGUGUCCUCUCAUCAGUCAAGCAAAAAUAAGAAAGUUGAGGUGAUUGACUUAACCAUUGACAGCUCAUCGGAUGAAGAAGAGGAGGAGCCAUCGGCCAAGAGGAGCUGCCCUUCCCUGUCUCCUGCAUCACCCAUUAACAAUAAGAGGUGAGGAGACACUUAGCUGCCCUGGGAAGUGGUGGGCUGCAGCUCAGAGCCCUCGAUGUGAUGCUGUGUAGGCAGAGCUCACUGUUUCAUUUCAUGGAACUUGUAAGCCAUCAAAACCUUUCAACUUAAAAGCAUUGGAUUGCAUUCAGCUGAAGUUAUGUUCCGAGAAGACUCUCUGAAAUUAAUGGACCUUGGUCAGUCAGAUCCAUUCAUUUCAAUAGGCGUGUUCUGAUUAUGAGUAACAUGGAAUGCAGUCAGUGGCAUUUUAAUGGCAAAUGUGACCCUUCUGUUGCUUCUUUUUCCCAUAAGAAAGAAAGUUGUUACGGUUCUGGCAAAAAAGACUGUAUCCAAUGCAUUUUUACAACAAAUAAUAAUUGAGAAUUUCCCUGAGGCAGUACAGUUUCUGGACCUAUAACAAGUAUUGGGGCAAUUGUGGAAGCUAGAUGACACCUCUGACAUUGUAACCAAGGUGAUUAGCUAAUCAAAAUACAAUAGGGUAUUGGCAUGACUGUAUUUAAUAUAACAAUAUAUUUUGUUUUGGAAAGCGUGGAACUACCCUACUUCAAAAAAUUGCCUUUAAGGAUGAACUAACUGUACAGAGUCUUUUAUGGCUAAGUUGCAUGAGGGAGGGGGGUGGUUUCUGUUAUGUGUGACUUUUUGUCUUGAGUUUCUAUAAACAGGAAGUCUGAACUAGUUCACUCCCUGCCUCUACCCCUACCUUGCUGAAAUUACAGUGCCCGUUUCCAGUUGCUGGAAUACUUAAAGGAGGCUGGGAGUAUAAAACCAAGUGAGAUUUGAACCCCAAGCCUUCAGAGGUGCUCUCAGAUAUCUUCAAGUAUUUCAUUUCUGAGCUGUGCAUAAGAGCUUGCCAUUGCUUGCUCACCUGUCCCUUUCUGGUGAAUAAAAAUUGCCCCCAGGUGACUAAAUCCUCCACCAGCCCCAGUUCUGGAAACAGAAGCACGUGAAAGAGCUCUUAGGUUCUCCUCUCCCUGCAGUUAAUGUUUGGCAGAGGCCUGUGCUGCAGAAAUUAUUCAUGAGGGUUACAUACAUCAACAGGAUGCUGGACAAGGUGAGCCAUUGGCCUGAUCCAGCAGGCCCUUCUUAUGUUCUGAACUGUGGGCCUCAGGAUGGCAAGCAGGCGGUGCAAAAGCAAAAGGCAGGGUGAAAAGGACUUUGCAAGAGAACCUCAGGGUUAUUAGUGGCAGUAGUAUAUAUGAAAAAUCUAGCUGCAUCAAACAUUUGUCAGAAGGCAUGAAGUGAAAGGACCACAAAUGCCCAGCUCUGAACCCCAGGUUCUGUCUGUCUGGGAUACUGCAGGAGGAGUCUGCAGGCCCCAUCUUCUAAACUCAGGCUUCUGCUUCUGCUUCUUAGCAUUUCAAGUAUGCCGCAUCAAGUCUCUCCUGUUUCAAGAACCCCGAGCCUUCCGGCUGUUGACACAAGCUACAUCAACACGUCACUUAUACAAGACUACAGGCACCCGUUCCAUAUGACACCCAUGCCUUACGACCUCCAAGGUAGGUUUCUGACAGGACAAACAUCAUAGAUACAGUGGUACCUCGGGUUAAAUACUUAAUUCGUUCCAGAGGUCUGUACUUAACCUGAAACUGUUCUUAACCUGAACCACCACUUUAGCUAAUGGGGCCUCCUGCUGGAGCACGAUUUCUGUUCUCAUCCUGAAGCAAAGUUCUUAACCUGAAGCAAUAUUUCUGGGUUAGCGGAGUCUGUAACCUGAAGCGUAUGUAACCUGAAGCGUAUGUAACCCGAGGUACCACUGUAAUAGUAAUACCUGAAAUUACUGUUUGGAUAUUUUAACUGUUUAAGAAUGUUUCAAUUGUUUUCAGAAGGCUUUUAAACAUAUUUCAUAUUAUUGAUAUGUUUGCUGCCCCGGGCUUCUUUGGGUGGAAUAUAAACUGAAUUAGUUACUGUAAUUAGUAGUAGAGAAGCAGCCACCACAUUACUGAGUGUGAAGUAUUUGCCUUGAGUGAUGGAGCCUUUCACAACCUUGCUACUAAUGUCCUUUUAAACUGAUGGUGUUGGGGGUUGAGCCCACAAUCUAAGGUGUGCAGAGCAUGCGCCAUACAAGGUUUGGCCCCUUUUCAUGGCUUCACAAGGCCUGUCACCAAAGGUUUAUAGCAAAAAAACCAACAUGCUUAACAUAUUUUUCUUUUUCCUGACAUAAUUUUGCAUAGGCUAGUUUAAGAGAAGCACUGUUUGAGGAAGGCUGGAGGCUAAGCAAGAGUGAUGAGGAUCUGUGCUAUAUUCUGCUUAAAGCUGUUUGAUUUUGGGGUGUGUGUUUUGAGAAAAUGAACCUGUUUCAUUUUGCCUUUUUCAUAGGACUGGACUUCUUCUCUUUCUUACCAGGAGACAAUCAGGUAAGCUGCUAAUGGGAGGCAGAAAAUGAUUCUAGAACAGUCACAAAGGGUAGUAGUUUUGAUCCAAUAUAGGGAGAAUUUCUUCUUAAUACAGUAUCCCAAAUUGAAAAUGUCAAGUGGCUGAAACCACCAGGCAGUACUAUAAAUUAUUUUUGAUGUGCUAGAAUAUCUUUGCCAGAAUACAUUAUUCUAGCAUUGAUUUCCAUCACUGAGGGGAGCAAGCCUGCACAACUGGGAUUGCACUGCAAAAGUAUUGCUUAAAACUGAACAUUUAACUUGUUUUUUUAAAAAGCAUUCAGGUCUUUUUCUUCCUUGAGGAAAUGCUAAAGGACUCUGCAUGCAUUUUGCCAGUAAAGUCCAGUAAAUAGGAAGUGGGACUUCUCCCCACAGUCAAGGUCUCACUUCCUCCCCAUUAUACUGUCUCCUCUGAUUUCAGUAAUCCUCUCAGUGAAACCUUGAGCCUGACCUUUUUCCUCAAGCGUGACUGCAGAAAACCAGUAUUCUUGGGGCACUCGGUUCUGUGUCCAAUUACUGCACCCAACAAAUCCAACAUGCCUGUGAUCUGCAUGCAGGAGUUUUGAUGACCCUUUUAUUUAUUAUUUAUUAUUAUUUCAAAAAAAUUAUGCACAAAAUCAGCAACAAUCUGAAACCAGUUUAAAACAUGCACCAACAUUCUACAUGUCUGGGUAGACUUGCCAAAACAAAAAUGUUUUUAGUGGGUGCCAAAAAGAAUACAGUGAGUUGGCAGGGAGUUCCAAAGUGUAGGUGCUGCUAUAUUAAAAUGCAGGUUUCAUACAAAUGUGGAGCAGGUAUUGUUACAUGGCACCUGUAACAGUGGCAGUUCUGGAAAGAAACUGAGCUGCCCAUAAGUACUUGGAAUCCCCUCUUUAUUGGCCUGUAGCCCCCUGGCCUUUUAACCCUUGUGGACCCACCUCUUUUGUUUUAUCUGUACUGUGCUGGUUUUGCUUGGAACGGGUUUUACUUGUGUGAGCAUAUUGCUGCAACCCACCCUUACGGUGAAGGGCGUGAAAUAAAAACAGUGGAGUAGUAGCCAAAACAUGCAUGAGUGCCGUUUAUUAAAACCUGCUCUCCAGUGCCUCACAGCUGCCCUUUGUCCUCCUUCACAUCUCCAGCAUUAUAGCACUUCUCUUCUGGCCGCUGCAGCCGCCGCCGUGUCUGCUUCAGAUGACCCAGAACUUUUGCACUCCCGGUUUUUCCCCUAUGCUUCGUCUCAGAUGUUCCUGGAUCAGUUGAACGCAGGAGGGAGUGCCACCCUUCCAGCCACUAACGGCAGCAACAGCGGCAGCAACAGCAGCCUCGUGUCCUCCAACAGCCUGCGAGAGACCCAUGGCCACCCCGUGGCCAACAGAAGUAACACAGACCCAGCCUCUCUCUUUGGCGUCAUGCCGGAUAUCAUUUCCUUGGACUGAAUCUUGUUGAGUUUUCACUGGACUAGCUAGAGGAGAGAUCUGGGGUUUUGUUUUAUCUUAUUUUGUUUAGAAAUGCAGACGAGCUUUUCCUUUUUGUAGGGAAAAAAAUAUUAAGAUAUGUACAGAGAACAAAACUAUAUUUUCAGUUGUACUUUUGUAUAUAAACAAAAUAUGGUUUGACUGGUAAAAAAAAUGACAAAAGCUCCCAACCUAGAUUUUUGGAUACGGAAGAUUUUACACCACCCUUUCUGUCUCAAGUGUUCGUUUGUUUUAAGGCUUUGAUUUUUAACUGCAUCACUUUGUUUCUUCACAGUGAUAUUAAUGGAAAACUAAUGGAGUGAUUGAAGCUUUGAAAAGUUCUGGGAGGCUUCUAGUUCCAGGGAAGACAGAUGGCACCCACAAUAACUGGAGGGAAUGGUUUUCCUCCUUAGGGCACAAUCCUCUGGGAAUAUUUUUCUGCACAAGUACAAUUUAAAUGAAUUAGUCUUGUGCCAGUGGAUCAGGCCCUCUCUCUUUCUUUGUAAUUUAUGUCAAUUCCACAGCAUUCUCUGCCUGCUAAACUGGUUGUGUGGCUUCUUGGAAUGUUCUUUCAGCUCUUCCUUCUGGUUCUGAACAUCUGUUCGGAACCUUCCUUGUUCCUUCACCAGACACCAUAUUGUUCUGUUUGUGUGUUCAUCAGUUCUCCUCAUGGGGGGAAAAAUACCCACACUCCUGCAUGUUGAAGCAUUACCAUUGGAAAGUCUCUCCGCUUUUGCAUGAGGCAAAAUGGCUUCUUAAAAUCCUGCUGCCAUAAAGGCAUUGGUGAUCCUUUCUUGUAUGUUAAAUGUUCUGUGUUAAAGACUUGCUUUCUUGAGGUCAUUCGACAUUGGCCUAACACUCAAACUUCCUUCCCCGGGACUUUAAAAAUCUCUUGUGAAACUCCUACAUCGUACUGUGCUAUCAGGACUUAAAUGAGAUGAUAUAAUUUGAAAAAGAUGUAUUUUGCAGCGGAUAAUGACAAAUAGCAUGCCAGAGUCCUUUCUGCAAGCAUAUUUGAACUAUAGGCUCCAAUCCUACGCACUUGUGCUUCAGAACAAACCUACAUCAGAUUGGGCUAUAUUAGUGGCCGAACCCCACACAACUCUUUUUUUAAGUUCAAAGUCCUUCCCCCUUUCCUUCAAAUUUACCAAAAUUUUGUUAAAAUCUUGAGGGUGAUCCAUCCCCCUACCUUCUUAUUGGCUUCAAAAUAAUUAUUGAAUGAUUUUUGCUUCUUCUGACUGAGCAUGUGAAACUAUAUUUUAUUCUCCUUUAAUGUUUGUGGGUCCCCCCCCCCCCACUACCUUGAAACCUGUAUGAUUAGUUAGGAAAGAGUCUUUUCCAGCUUGGGGAUUAUUUAAACUCUUCCUUUUUUACUAAAUGACAGAACAUGUAAAUAGAGAGAAAGGGAAACUUCAUAGUACAUGGGAGAAAGAAGGGGAGGGCCAAGCAGCCAUGUUGAUGUAUCCCAGAGCCCUCAUUGGAGUGCAGAUCUGUUCUCUGCUGUGAAAAUACUUUAUAGCUAGCUUUUAAAAAUCUAGGUUUACAACAAAUCAGGAAUGGAUAGGAAGGAGGGAGGUAGCAGGGUUGGUAGUAGUUUUUUCUUUUUUUGCUAUACUUUAUCAAAGACCAUGUUAGCGAUUUCUUUAAACCAUAGCUGCAGAAGUUAGUAUAUCUUGUCCCCCCAGCUUUGUUUUCAAAAUCGUUUUUAAGAUAAACUUUGCAUUGAUAUCAAGCCACCACUUUUUAAUAGGAAACAAUCAUUUCUUUUCAACUAAUUGAGAGACAGUAUAAAUGUUCUAAGUGGGUUUUCAAAUGUCCCCUUCGCCAUUUUAAAAGCUGACUUGAAUUUUUAAAAUGUUUGUUCAUAUGUAUAUGUGUGUGUAUAUAUGUAUUUAUAGAUCUCUCUGUGUGUGUGUCUCAGUGUGUCUGUUUCAUGCAUGUGAAUUCCAUUACUGUCUGGCUGACAUGUUUCCUUCGACUAGUUUAUAAUUUAUUAAAUGUCAGGAAAAUCUAAAUAAAAGGAACACAAAAGAGGAAUCCUUUCUAAGUUCAAUCUAGCUUGGAGGCAUCAGAAACUGAUUUCUUUUUUUAAAAGUAUAAUGAAACUGGCUCAACUUAAUAUAAAAUGUGGUCCCAUUUUGUUGCAAUUGGAAGGAUCAUUCCAAACACUGAAACAAUCGGAGAUUUGCUAACUUUGGAAAGUCUGGUCACAGUGUAGUUGCAGGAGUCAAAAUUGACAAGUGUUCUGAUGAAACCCUGUAGCUGAUGCUCUGCUUCUUAGCUUAAGGUGAAUCCUUUUUAUCAGGCAGUUAAACGUGAGUCUGGGUACCACCUGCUAAAUACAUUGUAAGAUAUGGGUCUUGUAGCUUGCUUUGAAUGCAGAUGGCUCCAGCUUCAGUCUCUGCCAACAUGUAGAGCUGGGAAGGCCCCCUGCCUGGGACCCUGGAGAGCUGCUACCAGUCAGUGUUGACAAUAUUGAGCUAUAUGGACCAAUAGUCUGACUCAGUAUGAGGCAUCUUCCUAUAUUGUUACCUGGAAUAUGUGGUACAGUCAAGUGCAUGCAGAUGAUGGGCUGCAAUUGAGUGUAUUUAUGACCCAUGUAUUGUCAUGCAAUGCAAGCAUAUAUAAGUGUGCACUUGGCUACAGCAUCUACACAAGGCUCCCCCCUACUCACCAAAUGUAUCUACUGCAACUCAAAUGGUUUUUAUCUGCAUGUCUGUCAAGAUUUUUCUACAUCUGACAAAACAACUGUCGAGUCAGAAUUUUAGGAGACUUUCCAACAAUUCAUCAGGCUUCAAGGAACGCCAUACUCUGCUUUCAGUGCUGUUUGGUGUGUUUGAAUGCUGGAAGUUAUAUUGUGCUUUACAGUAAACGGGAACUGCCUGAGAGUGCAAUUAUCUUCAGUGUGACUUGCCUGAAUGGUGUUUGGGGUGGGGGAGGACUUUGCCCAUCCUCUUUCUUAGCCUGUGGAUGCUCGAUAAAGAUCUAGAACUGUGUAAGACUAGAAAUCUUCUAGGACUGGUUCAGUUUUUUUAAGUCCAGUUAAUUGUGAAAUUAAAAGGUACCUGCUACAUUGAACCCACGGGUUUCCAUGUUUCUCUCUCACUGAUAAGGUAAAUGACACUUCUCACCACAGUGGGCAGUAAGGGGUGGGCAUUGUGCUUGCAGUUUGGGAAUGAGACAUUUAAAAGCAUUACAAAUGAGACAAGGCACAUAAAGAGCAAAGGUCAGUCAAUUAAUGUUUAAUGUGGAGAGCGCUUGAAAAUUUAAGGUAGCAAACCAUUUUAUAUGUCUUUUCCUGCUCCUCCUGUCCUUCAUACUAAGUAAAACAAUGAAUCUUCCCAAUUCAAAGUGAAUAGUGUUUCCUGGCCUCCCUUAACUUGGGUUUUGGGUUGGGGAGGGGAUUUUUGAUGUAUUUAAUUCCGGGGACCUCUUUUGAAAAGCUAUUUCCUGGCCAGUGUGUGUGUGUUUUAAGUUGUUUGUGUUUUUUUUAGCCAACAAUAAUAGUUAAUUGGGGAAAGGUUCCAUUUUGGCAUUACCUGCAGUCUAUCAGUUUCUUUAAAAUACUAAUUUUUAAGAAUUGCAGAGAUUUUUUUUUUAGUAACAUGGAGUUAAGGGGUGUUUUUUAGUUAACACACAAAUCCUGUUAAAUUUGAAUAUGGAAAGCGUACUUCUUGCAUUUCAUAACUUGUUGGCUCACUUUUUUUUGUCCUUGUUUUUCCAAAAGAGAAGUAGAGGGAUGUGUGCUGCUUGGAUGUGUGUCUCACUUUGUACAAAAAAUUUGGGUGAGUGAGUGAGUGAGUGAGUGUCUACACAAGUACACACAGAUGCAAGAUCCUUGUAUAAUAGCAGGGGUAGAGUGAUUCUGAAUCACUUCUGUGGGCAUUACUCGAUGCAGAGUUUGUUGUUGUUUUUACCUAAAAGCAAAACCAAAUUAAACCUUGCUAAGACUUAACUAGCAGUUUGUUGCAAAGUCUUGCAAUAUUUUCAUUACUGCAUUCCCAGAUUUUCUUAUCCCUAUCAAACAUAUACCAUACUCCCCUGGAAGAAGGCACUUUUAGAAACCUUCCACCGAACUUGUAGCUAGUCCUUGGUUUUUUUUUAAUGUGGUUAAUCUUUUUCAUUGCAUUAAACAUUUCAGGGUGUUUUCUUUUUCACAAUACAUUAUGUCUUGCUUUGUUUUUAUUAUUUUCCUUUCAAUGAGAGCUUAGAUUUUUAUUGAGAGAGAACCUGCCAGAGGCCCCCGGCUUGUGCUGCUGUUUGUUGCUCUAAUUAACAAAAGGGAAAACAAUAUGUAAAUAAGCAGAAACUUUAAAAAAGUUAUUAAUUCUGUAAACUCAGAUCUGUGAUUCAUUGCCUUAACUUUCUCUUAGUUUUCCAUACAGCAUGCCAAACAAGUUUUAAAAGUGGCUUUUAAAUAAAAUGUAUAGUAGACCAAUGUCAGUUUGUAUAAAAGUAUCAAGUGAAAAUAUUUAUUACAUGCAUUGCAAAAAAAUGGUUUACCCUACUGAAUGUUACCUGUUUAUGUAAAACAUCUUUAGAUGUAAUAAAAAGCAUUAUUACGUUGUCUCUUCUGGAAUAAAUGUUGCUGAAUUUGCACACUGUAAAUUU